This is a messenger RNA of Pelobates cultripes (western spadefoot toad), 64641 nucleotides long. NCBI's taxonomy places the organism in Eukaryota, Metazoa, Chordata, Amphibia, Anura, Pelobatidae. The record is from the annotation of a GenBank genome assembly.
GAUUGGUUCAUUUUUAAUUCUCAAGUAAAUUAUUAACAUUCUUCCUUACCUAUUUUACUAGAUCGGUCAUUUGUUUUCUGCCCUUCAAGAGUUGGAAAAGGUAGGACACUUUUGCUUCCAAAAAGUUUUGCAUUAUUAAAUCUCUGCUAUCUAUAAAGUAAGUUUUAAAUUUUUUUUUAUUUAUAUUUAGUUUUUCUUUAAAAAAAAAUAAUCUAAAUUGCGAUGCGUGGUCUGUUAAAGUAAUGGGUCACAAGAUGAUGAUUUGCUAGCUGGUAUGCUAAUGUUUAAGCAGUACUGGUUGUUUAGAAUCACCUUCAGCUUAGUCGUUUGUUGACUAAACGGUGAGUUUUAGUGUGUUGAAAAUUGAUGAAAAAAUGUACCCGUCCCCAAUAAUUAAAAACUUAUUUAAUUUGAUCUGCUGUCAAUAUACCACAGUAUGCUGUUAAAUAAGCAGAACUGCGGUGUAAGAGGAUUACAUUAUUAUGAGAGUAUGUAGUAUUAUUUAAACGAUUAUUUACUAACGAGCGAAUGGGGGAGACUGAAAAUCAAAUAGUGAAAUUCAGGCUGAAAUUGUCAAGUUAAAGCCUAAAUUUCGCUUUUACAUUUACUACAGUUUAGUGUCCUACAUGGUAAAAGAAUUUGCUAAAAUAAAAAAAUUUGUAAAAAAACAAACAAACAGUAAAGGAAUGUUUGAGGCUAUCGCCAAGCUACUGUAAGUAGAAUGUAUAGGAUGACCAUUUGGCCCAAGUUGUUUUGUCUCUUGUAUGUGUUGGGUUACUAAAGGAUUAAUUUUAGGGUGUUUGAGAAGCUAUUCAAAAUGACUGUUAACAUAAUCACUAUCACUUGGUAUGAGAGGUGUUGAGGGUUUAUAAGUGGGUUGAUGUAAGAUCAGUUUUCUAAAUUGUUAUGUCCAUGUUGCAGAAGAUUCUUUUUUUCCUAAGUUAGGGCUGUAAACAGUGGAAGUUUCGUGAUCUCCGAGUAUCGUCGGUCAAGGGGGGCCGAGGCGAGGCAGGGGAAAUCCCUGCAAAAAAGUUAUUUAGUAUAUUGCCAAUACGGCACUUUAAGUGCUCACUUUUAGUUUUGUUUUGUUUUUGUUUUUUUGUGCUUACAAAGAAAAGCAAUGAAAAGUAAAAGUGCAAAAUUGUUUAUUUUUUGAGGCAGUAGGCUGACAGUUUAAAAGAGACUCAGCAGAGCAGCCAAAGAGUUAAAUCCCCAAUAAACAGAAUUCUUCCACUCCCAGGGUACAUAGCAAAGCCCAGCGUCACCAAGAUCAGGGACUGAGUUCACAAACACUUAAGAGCCAAAGGGGGUUCAUAAAAAAACACAAGCCAAAGACACAGAGACAGAAAAAGCACCAGAUUUUUUUUAGGUGCAGAGUUCUGGAAACAUUUUUAAUGAUAUUACACACAACCCAAUCACACUCAGCCAACUCCACACAUACAUAUCACAUCCAGCCAGCCACUACAAUCACACUCAUGUGCAUUGCUUAUAGUGGUGCCACGAGGGUGGCCUUUCUUUAGUUUUUUUUCACUGGGGUCCCAGAAGUUCCUAGUUACUGUUAAUAUUAAUUUGUGGGUGUUUACUCACUUCAGAAUCACGCUGCACCUGGAAAAUCUUGUGAUCUCAGUUAGUUACACGUUCCCAAUGAAUGAUCUUACAGUGACUGUGUUUGGGUUCAAUAUAAAUACAGAGAGCUGUGCAGGCCGUGCCCUGUAUUACAAUGGAUAAAUUAAAAUCUCGCUCUGUCUGUGACUCAGGUCUGAUUAAACAGGUAGAAAGACAGUGAAAUAUGACAUUUCUGUAAAUAGAAAUCAGUGGCUCAUUGCAUUGUGACCCAGCUGCUUAUCUGAGAGAUAUUUUUGGUUUAGUUUAGAAUGUUAAGAUUAGUACUAUAAUGAUAUAAACCUAUAAGGAAACCUCAAUAAAUUAAUGUUAUCAGUAUAUAAAAAAAAUGCACUCUAAGCACCAAAACCACUGUAUAUCACUGCAGUGGUUAUGGUUAUAUGUGUUUUUGCAUGCUGUCCUUCUGCCUUUUUCUGUGGAAAUGCUUUUAAGCAGUGUGACAAAAACCCCAGCCCAACCCCCCGCAGCCCAGCUGGGCAAUGCAGAAGAUUCACUUCCUCAUUAUCUGUCCAAAAUUGUACAACUUUGACAGCGAUGCUGGGCUUUGAGUUCUAAUAGCAGGUUAACCCAGCAUUCCGAAUCAGUCAUAGCCAACCAAAUGCAGGCGUAAAUGAAAUGUGAACAAUACAUUUUCAGAGCAAGGCAGCUACAAAGGCCAUCUAAAAGAAAAUACAUUGUCACAGAGGCAGGAUGUGUGUUAUUGUAUCGGGCUGAUAUACCUAGUGUUUGGAUUACAUUUUAGAUCUUUUAGUUAGAGUUUACAAGUACACACCCAGAAUUUUAUUUGUGAAAUGUCACUGUCUCUUUAAUGGUGUUGCUGCUGUGUCCAGAUGUGCAUCUCUAGAGCUAAAGGAAAGGCGAUAGGUCUCAUGUGAUUUUGUGCAGUGAACCGGUAAAAUCCAGCACUAUCCUGAAAUCCUUCUGCAGUAAUAGGAAACAUUACACCGGUCGUGGUCAUUUCCAUUAAGGUGAUAUGAAUGUUAAAUUGAGGACACUGCGAUUGCUUACACACGCUUUACUGCAGGAAAAUCCCCGAACACAUUACAAGGGGACGCCAGACGCCUUUAUUGUAAGAUUUUAACACUUGGGUGUUUUUUCACAAAACCCUGAAUUGUAAAGAACUUACAUCAGAAUAGCAAACGUAUAGGAAAAAGUAGCUGAUUUGGAGAUAUUCUUAAACUCAACUCUAGUUACAGAGCAACUAUUUACAGAAACAUGAGGAUUUCCACUCACAUGAAGUGGAGCUUCCCUACCAACUCCAGCUACUAUAUUUGAAUAUAAUUGUAUUAAGGCCCAAUGUAAUUUUUAGCUCCACUCCCACAAAGCCCCUAGUCUGGCGCUGACAGUCCAAGUCUACCAUGUGUAGAAUCACACAUUGUGAUCCCGCUAUAGCUAUAUGUCAUUUAAUAUGCAACUUUGGUUCAUCACCGUAUUUUUUCAUUUCAGAGCUAUGUUGGGUACAAAUUCCAUUUAUCUGUUAGUUCUUCUGUCUGCGUCAGCCCAGGUAGGUACAAGAUUCAAAAGUGUCUUUGAAGGAAUAGUAAGAUAUAAUUACAAAAAAAGUUUAAUGCAAUGUAUGUGUUUAGUGAAAGUUUAAGUACAAUUGGCAGUGAAUUUAAGUAAAAGCUGAUUAUAGUGAGUUGGUGUGUUUUUCUAGAUCACCUAUUUAGGUCUGAGUUUUGCCAUUUUAAUUAUUUUUCACUACUUCUUCUAUUUAAGUUUUAGUAAAUAAUCCAGUCAGAGAUAUCAAAAGUCCUCAAAAAGACAACCCGGGUGCCAAAUGGAUUUGUUUACAGGGAACCCUGGGUUUCUGAUGAGAAUCUAUUCAGACACAGAGUAACGGUGUAAUUAAUAGCUACAGGAGGUGAUAUAAUAACCCAUGGGACAUUUUCAAAGGAUUUUUACUAUUAUUUAUUCUGUACAUUUAGCAAAUUAAUUGCUUGUGAGGUAUGAAAAAUGAAUGCGAAAAUCCACACUGCUGUAUUUAAAGGACCACUAUAGUCACCCAGACCACUUCAGCUCAAUGAAGUGGUCUGGGUGCCAGGUCCCCCAGGUUUUAAACCUGCAGCUGUAAACAUACCAGUUUCAGAGAAACUCAGGGCCCCCCUCAGCCCAGCAGGAGGGUGGGGGGACCUAAGGACUACGUAGUGCCAGGAAAACAGGUUUAUCCAACUCUAUCCAGGAACCGGGUGCCUCCAUCUUACCUCCCACAACUUGUAACAAAUACCUUCAUGGAGUUGGAGGUAAUCACAGGUCAGGAUGGAACAUAGUUUGGAGAAAAAGAAGCACAAUCUUUUUUCUCUUUUUGUGUGCCCUGCCCGUGCCAGGACGGAACUGGAUUGUGAUGUCAAAUGCUAAAUCUUUAAUUUCCAUUACUAAGAAUACAGAGCAUGACAUGAAAAGAAGGAUCACCCACGUUAUAAGUGAUAGUUUUAUUCAAUGGUAUUCAUUUUAGAGAUGAAACAGUGUCUGGCCUUCACGGUGAGCUGUAACUGCUGGAGACCUAUUGCUGAGCCUCUAAUAGUGUUUAUUAGCCAAGAUACCAAUGUACAGGAGUCAGAACAGUUCCAUGUAUUGUGAUGGUACCCAGUUUAAUGUGAAUCCACCUAAUCUGACAUUUCAGCAUGGCGCACACAGUGAAUUGUAUUCAAGUUUUGACUCUGCUAACUACGCCAUUUGCAAGAAACACACGUAUUGUUUUUGGGAUCUGACAUCAGUAACUGUGAUUUUGUUUGGUGCAGGCAACAUCCCCCGUUUCACCACACAAACAAGUUAUUGAAGUGCUUGAAAACUAUAAGGCGUCUCCUUGGUAUCUAGGCAAGGUAAAGUAAUGGAACGUAUAAUGGAGAAAUGGUUUUCAAGUUAACAAUACAUAUUUUGUUAGAUUUUAUCAACAACGUAUUGCAUUUUUCUUUUUCAUACUUGUAGUUGUCAUUACAAACGUAAUUAUUAGCAGCAGUGUCCUAGCUGUGCCCUGUUUGUGAAUGCCUUGUGUCAUGGCUUCUGGUUUGAGUCCUCAUUAUGAUCUAACUUUGCCCUAGUUUUAAAAAAAUGUGUGGUGCUGCCUUAAAAGACCAAAAAAAAUCCUACUUAGAAAUACAUGUUCCAGGUGUGCCUCCAAUCCUGUUUUUUCUGUGUAUAUUUCAAAUCCAGAUGAGAUUGCAAUUGGGUUUAGCACCCCACCCAUCCACUAUAGAUGCACCUUGGAGGUGAUCACAGGAUAAAUUGACGAGAGUCUCAGGAAGCAGUUUAAAGGGACACUCCAGGCACCCAGAUCACUUCUGUCCAUUGGAGUGGUCUGGGUGCCAACUGCCACCACCCUUAACCCUGCAAGUAUAAUUAUUAUAAACUGCAAUAAUUACCUUGCAGGGUUAAGUCCUCCUCUAGUGGCUGACCAUCAGACAGCCACUAGAGGGACUUCCGUGUUCUUAGAACACGAAAAGUGUUUUAAAUGAUGCUGAACGUCCUCACGCUAUGCACAAGGACCUCCAUCGCCGCGGGAAUUCCCAUAGGAAAGCAUUGAAUAAUGCUUUCCUAUGGGGAGGUCUAAUGCAUGCAAGCGGCCAUUGAUUUGCAUGCGCAUUAGGUCUCCCCCCUGACGUGGGCGGGGGAGGAGCGUGGGCGGAGCCUGACCCAAUGCCGAAGGGACAUCGGCGCUGGAUUCAGGUAAAUCACUGAAGGGGUUUUAACUGGAGAGUCCCUUUAAGCAGUAUGCAUUGCAGUUAGCAUGUUUAUCUCCCAUGUCAAAAUUAGUCUAGGACCCACCGAUAUUGGGGUCCUGUGAUGUAGUGCUGGGUUUGACACAAUAUGGCCACAUGGUGCAAAUGAAUCCCCAUAUUUGUUUGCUAAGAUAGGGGAUUUUAUAUAGCCUUGUAAAAUGUAAAACUGUUUUUUUCGUGUGUGCGCUGUUCCUCCCUAAUCUGUAUUUUGUAUAUAUAGUGGUAUAUUAGGCAGCACUGCUACUGAGAAAGCACAGCCUGCAGCCAAAGACCUUAUUGUCAUGUAAAUCCACUGGAAAUGUUUAGUCACAUUGCUACUCAUUUAUCGGUAUUAUUACUAACAUUAUUAAUUGAGUGCUAAUUGUGUGGAACAUUCUUUUCAAAUCUUAAGCCAAAGCAGUUGAAUUGGACAGAAAAUCUAAGUUGGCCAUGCUUUUAUUUUCACUUACAAAUCACUGUGAAUUCACAGAAAUCUACACAUCCAGGAUUAUUCACUAAAGCUUUCGGCUGAGCUACUCUGGCCUUAAAUUUGAAAAUCACUUUAAAAUCAUUUAGAAUUCUCGCUGUAGUAAAUAACCCUGAAUGAAAACACACAAUAUGUAUACAUUCAGCGGCUGAACUAACGCAGAGAGGGCCCUGCUCCAUGAAUUCCCUCCCCUCCCCCAUCACAAGAGAGGGCAAAAGAAAGAUUCCACAACUGUUAAAGCGCCGCAGUACAAGACCCUACAGACAAAUGCCCAUCAGGUGGCUGUAAGUGCAUGGGCGACCCAAUGGGCCCCCCUCUUUGUGCAGGCCCCGGUGCAGCCGCACAACCAAUACCGGCAGUAGUUCUGCAUUAUAUAAAGUACACAAUAUACACGUGAGUAAAAAAUGCAUACUUUAUUUGAUUGGUACAUUUCUCUGCCAGAUAUGUUUCAGUAGUUUUUUUUUCUCACAAAUAACACCAAAUAAAUCACCACACACAGUUUGUGUUUUAUGUUCCAUGUUUCCACUAAGGUCCCUUUAAUUCUAUUUAGAGAAACCGCAGAGUGACUUAGCAUGUGUCAGUAAUGCGUGCACUUUGUAGCAGGCUGUAUUCCCACUUUGUAACUGCCUGACGGUUAUCCUAAUAGAAUUUGCCAAUUAACCUUACAGUAAAUUCCCUUCUAGAUAAAGCUUGCAGCAGAUGGCCCGUAUGAUACAGAGUUGGUUGGGAACGACGAAGGGAUAUUUCAUUUUGAUCCAGAGACUGGCUUUUUGCAGACCAACCAAUCCUUUGAUCGAGAGAAGCAGGAAUUCUACACCCUUCAGGUGCCGUGAUUGAAUACAAAAGCAAUAUAAGCAGCGCAGUUAAAUAAGUGGCCUGUGUUGCCAUAGGUUCUCCAUAUUGGUUGUGAAAUACAGAAAUACAUACCUGUACCAAUAGAUUGUUUUAUAUCUCGGUCUGUCACCGCCAGAAUUAGCUCUGACAUAUUAGUGGGCAUAGCUCGCAAUGACCAUAGAAGGGACACUAUAGUCACCAAAACAACUUUACCUUAAUUAAGAAGUUUUGGUGUAUAGAUCAUUCCUCUGAAGUCUCACUGCUCAAUUCUCUGCCAUGUAGGAGUUAAAUCACUUUUGUUUCUGUUUAAGCAGCCCUAACCACACCUCCCCUGGCUGUGACUGACACAGCCUGCCUGAAAAAAAAUCAUUUUCACUCAGAUGUAGCCAACUUUAAAAGUUUUAUCUCCUGCUCUGCAAAUGUAAUUUUAAUUACAUACAGGGGGCUCCCGCAGGGAGUAGCAAGCUAGUAAUAGAGCAGGAAAUAAGAAAUUCUAAAUUAAACAUAGUUUGCAAUAAAGGAAGUGCAAACAUUAGAUGACUCUUUACAGGAAGUGUUUAGUAAGGCUGUGUAAGCCACAUGCAGGGAGGUGUGACUAUGGCUGUAUAAACAAAGUGAUUUAACUUCUAAAUGCCAAAGAAUUGAGCAGUGAGACGGCAGGGGCAUGAUGUAUACACCAAAACUGCUUCAUUAAGCUAAAGAUGUGUUGGUGACUAUUGUGUCCCUUAAAACUAUGCUUGUUAUUUACCCCUUGUGAUGUUUACAUAACUAUGAAGAGAAAAAGAACACAAAUAGUGCAGAUUGUACAAAUGUAACCAGAGAUUUUGAUAGAAAUUAUAAAAAAGAUUUUUAAAAUGCACAAAAACAGGAACACAAAAAACAGGUAAAACAAUAAGUAAAUAUAGUACAGCCACAAGAGGGAGCAAAACAUUUUGAGAAAAAUAAAAUGUAAACCGCUAUUGCAGUGCUAGAUCUUCAAAGAUCGGACAAGCACAGUAAUUAUUAUAAAUACAAUCUACAUUUAGAAAGCGUAUAUUUAUAUAAAAAAAAAUCUAUUUAAAAACCAAACAAUAAAAUAGAAGUAACCAUAGUGUAAUGUAGUGGUCAUGGUGCUUGGAGUGUUCAUUUGAUGUUCUAUACACUUUGUUACAUUUUCACAGGUGAUUGUAAGAGGUAACGAGGAAGCUGUGAUUGAUUCGGUCACCAUCCAAAUCAUCAUUAAAGAUGCCAACGAUAACCAGCCUGUCAUGACACAUAAAACCUUUCAUGGCGUUAUCAGCAAAGGAUCGGGGCAAGGUACAAACCUGGGCUUAGUCUUGAUAAUUAGGCUUCAAAUUUGGCCUCUCUUCUGCAAAAUAAAAAUUAAAACAAUCAAGUAACGCAUAAGAACAAAUUGUUCAUAUUUUUUGCCAUUCAAGGGAUGCAGCAUGCAAAAAUGCCCCCGCUCCCUUGUUUUUUAAGGCAUUAUAUUGAUAAUGCACUCAAAAUAUGGAAAAAAUACAUCUGAUUUCCUAACAGUGUAGCACUUGCUUACUCCUGCGAGUGCAGUCGACAGACCAGGAAGAGGAACCUCCAAUCCAGAGUCUGGCCCAUCGGGUUUUUUUCUUAUCCAUUCUUUGUGUUCCCUGUAUGGUUUAUUAAUACAAAGAUAACUUUUAAUAUUAUUGCUCUUUGACUGUGUAUUAAACAGACGAGCCACAAAUAUAAUAUCUAAAGUUGUACGUGUGAAUGUGAGAAGCUGAGAGCUUCACUUGGCAGGAUUACCCAACCCUCUUCAGCUGCCGUUAGGAGGACGGAAAAAAAUGAAUCGGGCAUUAAUGAAGCAUAUGACUUAUUGUUCUAAGUCCCUCUUCUAAACAUGUGGUCAGAGAUCUGCUGUCAGAUGUCUUUACAAAGCUUCCCACACUCUAGCGCUCCACACUAAAAUGUCAGGGCAGAGAUACAGGACCAUUUUAGCCCUCUUAUCUCACCAGUUGGACCACUUUAUCAUUAGCUGAUACUUCAGUUCCAGCAAUAUAACACAGUGUGUGCAUGGUGUAUACACAUUUAUAAUAGAAUGCUGUAUCUGUGACUAGUGUUAGAACAAAUUCUAUUAUUUCUAAUUUACGGAAUUAAGAUUGUAAUGUAUUUAUUCACUACACAAUGGGUUGUGAAGAAUAAUGAUGGAAGCUUAGCAAAGUUGCCCUCAGUUUGACCUAAAAUCAGUUGUUAGUUAGCUAUACAUCACUGGCAUCAAUAGGGGAUGCAGACCCCCUGCAUGACACCAUAAAGGCGGUAACGCCAGCAAGGUCGCAUUGGGGUGCCCUAGCUGGGGAGUUGAUGCAAAAUGCAUCCUGCUGGCCUGUCCUUGCAAAGAAUCAAAGAGCUCUCUCACUGGCUCAGUGCAACCAGUACACAGGGCCCAGAGACCUUCUGGUCAGGAUCUUUGUCAGGUGUGGACCUUGCAUAUAAUUCUCGUGAGUUCCAGCACUAUCACUGAUAGUAAACCUCAUUGAUUUAUUAGUUAACGUGUGAAUUGCUGGGAAUUUACAGUGAAUUUCAGAUUGUAAGUCACAAAACCCAAAUUGAAUAAUUGUUCAAAGUCAGCGAUAAUUUCAAUGCGACUGUUUUGACUUUCUUUUUCAAUCACUCUGGGGCUUAUUUACUGAACAAUGAAUUGUAAGGAAUUGAAAAAUACAUUGCAAACCUCAGGCUAAAAUAGCCCAGCUGUGACUGGAACUGAGUUGGAAAAUGUUCCCAAUUGACCAAUUUUAGCCUUAAAGGGACACUCCAGUGUCAGGAAAACACUGGAGUGUCCCUUUAAUUUCCUGGAGUGUCCCUUUAAUUUCUCAGUGUGAUUUUCAGUUCACUCUAACACAGUUGUUUAGUAAACACACACUUUGAAUUGUUGAGCUUCACACUUCAGUGAAUAAGACGACAUGUCAAAGUUUAUAGGACUCAUAUUUAAGAAAACAGGAAACACAUUAAAAUCAUUGAGGAAAGGAUUCUGAAAAAUAUCAUAGAUUAUUGUAAACCAUUCGGAAUACUAUUGCCCUGUUUAUGCGCUGUAUAAAUCCAGAAAUUGAUCUAGAGGUUUCACAUGGUGUUGACAAGUCAUGUAAAUCUAAGAUUCUCAAGAAUCUUUGUAAAUAAUUAGCUGCAAAGACGCUGCCCAGCACUAAGGGGGUUAAAUACAGAGCAGAUGUCAUUAAUUUAAACCUAGCGAGAAAUAGCCACGGAGCUCUUGGAUAACACAAACAAGUCACAGUCUAUGACAUCAUUCUGGAGAAUAAAGUAAAUGAUUUGACAUGUUUACAUUGCACCUUUCACCGAAGGGAUUCCCCUCUCCGAGCUGUGUUUUGCAGAGGAUAAUUCUGGAAGUAACAUUUCGAUUCAUGUUUCAGGGUAUAAAUUCCCGAUACGUAAGUCUGGCAGGAUUUUCUGUGUUUAUUCUACAGAUCCGAAGAAUAAACAGUAAUACUCUAUUAAAUUGGUGCUGUGCACGUCCCUAACACCUCACAAUCCACUAUAACUGCAUAUGUGGGGAAAUGACAGUAUUUAGACUGUGAGAUGGCCCAAUGGCUCCAGCUCCAGAUGCAAUGUCUCAAAAACCCAGGCUCAGCUCCUGGCACGGUCAAUACAUUAUUUUAUCUUGCUCAUGUUGUUUAAAGAAAGUACGGUUAAGUUGGGUAAUAAUGGCAGCUAGAGCCAAGGGCCUCCUUAAAACUGUCUUAAUGUCCUCUAACUCGUUAAAUAAAUACUUUGAUGUUAUUAUUAUUAUUUAACUAUAUUAAAGUAAUACACAACUAUUACAAGAGUUUUGAGACUUUCUGAACAUUUAUGGUAAGAUUUCUAAAGACAUCCCUAACGAAAAAGUGGAUCAGAGUUCUAAAGAUGGAGAAAUCGUAUUCGUAUAGGAACCCAAUGGAGUGUUCUCGGUUUCCUUGGUGAUUGCUUUACCUUUAGAAUGUUCUACUGGUGACACAUUUAUAAAUCUCGCCCAUUACCUGCAUCAUGUGCUAGUCUGUUCAUGCCCAGCUGUAAGUAGACAUGCCUGGACCUCAAUGGUUUUGGGUCAUUGUAUCCACACGUUGUCUCUAUAAUGCCAGUUUGGUAAUAACUGAUUGACACAGUGCCGAGUACUAAUCUUGUUUAUUGCCUGUUCUAGGAGUGGCUUUCAUGCACGUGCAAGCCACUGAUGAAGAUGAUCCUAUGACAGAUAACGCAGAUUUACGUUAUUCCAUCUUGCCGUAUAACUCGGCGCCUUAUAAAGAUAUGUUCCAGGUGGAAGCACAAACAGGAGCAGUUUCUUUAACUGAGCAAGGUAAGAUUGCUUCUGUAGAAAGUACAAAUCAAAUCAGACCUCCGUGUGUUAACAGUAUCUUUUACAAGUUUAGUAAAUACUCCCCAUAGCUCUUCAUUCGAUUAGAUUGCAAUCAUUCAUCCCCACCCCCCCCCCUCCCAUGUAGCCAGCCGCAGGUACUGGAUGGUGGUAAUGAGUAUUUGUAGAUCCUACAACCUAAACUCAACUGCCUAGUAAAGACUUCUCAUUGAGCUGCAUUGGGAAGUCUGUGAUUGGACAGCCACAGAAAGUCUGGGCGGGGUUAGAAGGGGAGGGCUUGCAAAGGCUGCAGACAGGAGAUCUGCAGCUUCUGCAAGCUGUUUUUAGAUAUAACCCUAGUGUUAACAUUUGUAGUUAAAUGUAUGCAUUUUUAUUUCAUGGGGGAUUAUAUCUUCUAAACAGUGAUUUUUUAUUAAUUUUGGAGUGUUCCUUUAAGGCUGAUUCUGCUGUCUAUUAAACACACUCUUGCAAGCUGAAGCUAUAAAGUAGCUCUGUUAAAUGUCAUAUUGUGACAGACGACAAUAUUAAAAGCUAGAUCAGAAAAUGUGCGCAUUAAAAGCGGCUACCCAUCCCCUAUUAUAAUUACAGCGUGUGCAGCAAACAAUAAACACAAGCAAAAUUAUAAUAUACACUCAUUUUGCAAUGUUCUCAUCUUGACAUGGAAAGAAAUUGGUUGCUCCUGAAAUCUACAAAUCACAGCACUUUGUUCUGCUAACGCGACAAAGGUUUUAUUGUUUUUCUGACAUGUGAUGAAUUUGUUUCAACAGCACAGUACAUUCAUAUUAUGCAAACCAUAUACUUUUUAAAAUGCCAAGGACACGCGUACUUAGGAGCAGCAGAAAAGCUAAGCUAGUGUCCUACACUAUAAUUUAGCGAGUCAACAAAAUAAAUCACUUUUCUCUUUUAUCAUGCGGCGUUGUACACUCAUUUUAUUCCCGACAAUUCUAUGACAUCAGCUGUUAAGAAACGAAACAAAAAAAUAAUAAAACAUUUUACCGGGAAACCUUGCUACCUCUAAGAAUACAAUACAGACUCCGACAUGAAGGUACCACGGAUUUCCUGAUGGCCUGCGUAAGAAAACUCCUACUGAUGUACGUAAGAGACUGGGAGAGACCUUCUUUACAAUUUUCAGAUAUUCUUUGUGUUGGUGAAAAGAUUCACCAAUCAUUUCAUAAAUGUACCCUGUGAUUUUUUUUUUUUUGACAACUCUUAAGAAAUCACAACUUCUUAGUCAGCCUGCGUGCUUUGCUGUUAUCACUGUUGAAUUAUGAAAAGUAGUCCUUUGGGUGCCAGAGGGAAGAUGGUCCAAUUGCGUCAGCCUACGUGCUGCAGUUGUGUCAGCUUGCUGGCCUUGACUCUACAUUUGGCACACCUUGGAAACCAUCAGAUCCAGGAUAUUGUAAAUUACAUUUCUGCUGGGAAAUAACAACUGGACAUUGCUUAUUGUAUAGGUCCAGGACCAUUUUCAACGUUGUCUUUGCAGCUGUGAUUCCUGUGAUUUUUAUUAGAUUUUGUACAUUUCAAUGAUUUUUACUGAUUUGUUUCUGGUUUUGUGUUCUCUCAAACCUGGCUAUUUUCUCUGAUGUUUUUGUUCUCUGGUAUUAUACCCACUGUGCGAGUGGAUGUUUCUUUUGUCUUAGUCUCUUAAGAGGUAUAUCCUUAAGCCCUGUAGUUCUUAGAAUUAAGAAUACAUGUUCUUGUCCCUGGCCUACAACCCAAUCAUUUAUGGUCAAGUUGUAGCCUAGACUCUGUCCAUGAAUCCAUACAUAUUCUGGCACAUAGUAAAGAAACUCACAUAUCAAAACAUGUUAAGGAUCUAGCAUAUUUUACAAAUGCUUGUUGCAAGAAAUGGUGCACAACGUAGUCUAUAAAAUGCAUCAAAUUAAACUCUUCCCCUCGAUAACACAAGCUGUUAUAUUACCUGCAUUAUUCAUGUUCCAGUAAUGUAUAAAAAGUUUGUACAUCAUCGCAAAGAAUGCAGAACAUAGAACGACAGACUGGCUGGGGCAAAUGCUCACUUGCUAAAUUACUACUGAUUGAAGAAUUUGGUUUCAUCAACAGCAGAUUUUAUAACAAAACACUAGAUAUUCUGCAAAGAUACAGUGGAAUCUGGCAAUCACCAUCAAACAGCCAGACAGACAUGAUGAUACAUGGUUUAAUUGGCGCUGCCUGGUUAAAUGUGAAUUUACAUUGUAUUUUCCGUUGACAAUCUAAGAACCCCAUUUUGUAUACACUGUAUUCAUUACUAGCAGGCUCCAGUCCACGCCUUCACAAUCCAUGUUAAUAUAAAUUGGACAAAUUAUUUAAAAGAAAUCAGUGUUGUUAAAAAAACAUCUUACAAAGAAAAAGAGGAAUGGAUUUACUAAAUAAUUUACAUCUCGUGGUUAGAAAUUUCAACUAUUCAUGCCAUCUUCUAUAUCCAACAGGUGCUGCUACUUUGCCCGAGCUGCAAGAGACCAAGUUCAAGUUUGUGGUUCAAGUUAAGGACAUGGGGGACGAACCGCUCGGGAAUAAAGACACUGCAAACCUUGAGAUUGAUGUUGCAGAAAAUACGUGGGUCACCCCAAGCCCGGUGACUCUUCCAGAGAAUCAAAAAUUUGACUACCCUCGAGUCAUCUCUCAGGUAAGCAGUUCCUCAUCAUCUAUACGCUAUCUAUUCAUAAUUCAAUCUACUAAUGGAUCUGGGGAGUGGGGAGAUGUAUGGCACUUAAAAGUUGGGUAUCACCUUAAUUAGGUAUCACUGUGUUUGCCUCCUUUGAGGUUUAACAGAAGAUUCAGGUAUGAGUGAAAUGCUAACCAUUUGUUCAUAGGUCUUCUUUAAACGCAGAUGUUACAAUGUGCAUUUACACAAUUGAAAGCUGUGAACACGCACAACUUUCUAUCCCUCAGCUCCACCAUUCAACUGAUCCUCAUUUACUCACCUUUUCAAUUUACAUUGUGAUGAUAUCAGCUGCCAUCACCAGGCACACUAUUAGCUCCUUAUAAUUCAUUGGCGGACAAAGUAGAGUGAUCUUUGGUGAAGUAAGUGCAUGCUCCUGACCAAGGAUCACUUAAAUUGUAGCGCUCGGUUAGGGAGUUAGAGAGUGCUACCAGCAUGGAUAAGUUUCCUCUAAUUUGUGCAAAUAUAACACAUGCAGAUCGAAAUAUACAUAAAAUGUUAUUUUUAUAGCAGCAGGCAUAAUUGGCUUCUCAUUGGGAGAAUGUGCCUCUUUCAAUGUAGACUCUUAAAGUACUGAGACAAUCCAACUGACUAGGGCAAUGGUGUCUGAUGUCCCACUGCUGUCAGUGUGAGGAAAACAUCUAAAACUCGUGAUUGAAUUACAUAAAAAAAUAAAACAGGUAAAAAUGCACGGGAAAAAAUGGUAAAACAUGCCAGCACGUUGGCCCAAACUGUAUCAUUUAUUUUAACCAAACAUUGAAUUUAAUCAUAGUCUAACCUAUGACUACGUGCAAUGUUGCAUUAGAUAAUUAAGGCAGGACUACUGUGCUACUAUUUAUUGUAUUAGUAUUAUUGUUAAUGAAUAUAAUUACUAUUACUAAUUACUAUCACCAUCAUCAUUUUGAUCUACGAAUUACAGACUUUGCCAGUUACUGCUUAGUUUCCCACAAAUACUUUGCUUUUAACAUGCACCGCUGUGUAGCUUUCAGUAUUUGUGUAUAUUUAAAAUGUUAUUUAAUCUAAAAUAUCUCAUUCUGUUAUUUAUAUGAAAUCACAGUUUUUGUUUUUCUUACAUUUAAUUCCGAGGUUAACCCGUAGGUGACACAGGGUAAAACUCCCUUAAAAUUCAUUUUAUUUUAACCAAUUCUCACACCCUCUGAAUAUUUUUUCCUACGUUCCUUCUUCGGAGAAUUCUACUGUCUGCCGUGCCGCCACAUAUCUUUUUAACGAGGUCAUAUACAUGAUGCAUUGCAGGACAGAGCAAAGCCAGUUUAGAAACAGCCAUUAGCAGUAAACUAAACACGUUAGGCGUUACAUUUAGAAUGAUUGUUUACUGAGCAGUUUUAGGGGAGCAGACAGUGAGAUUUAGACAUUUCCCAUAUAGACAUUUGCUUUUCUCCAUGUUAGGAGCUGUAAAGCAGUGUGGGAGGUGAAGACCUGUAUUCUACUUGAAAACAGCAAACAUGCCAUCUUUGGAGAGGCCAAAACAAUAGAACUUGUUGCUACAGUUACUAUGGAAACUGUUGAUAUUGAAUGCAAUCACUUUGCUACAUUUCUCUAUAAAUCUUUUGUUCCGGGCAGAUUGUCCUCUGCAUGCUGCGGCUCAAAACUCGGGUUAUUUAGUAGUACAUUUUUUAACUUUUUAAAAAAAAUUUAACCAUCUAUUUGAAUUAUAAACUGUGUUAUGCAUUGUGGCUAUGAGCACUCACAAAAAAUCAUCAGACCAUCAAGGUGGAGAGGUGCAGAGGGCACAGUAUUUGUAGUAUGUGAUGCUUAGCAAAGGAGACAGGAAAACUGUGUCCAAGGCCAAGGUUGGGCAAAAGGUACAUCUCCAGAAGUUGUAGAACUGCAAACUCAAUGAUGCUGUGUCAUUCUACAUCUGGGAAUCUACUUUUUGCACAAUCCACCUAUCCUAUGCAUCUUAUUCCUGUAAGCCAGAGGCAGAGAUCACCUCUUUGUCCAUCUAAAACAACAGAAACGCAUAUGAUCACGGGGUGUGGAUGGAUGUCCGACCAAUGUUACUAAUGUUACAAAGUCCUACUAAGCCCUCAGUGAAUACUUUUCUAGCAACCUACUUCGUACCCCUACUUUUACCCUUUGUGUCACUAUACUCUACUCCCUCUAGAAUGUAAGCUCAUUGAGCAGGGCCUCCUCCUCUUUGUCCAGUUGUCUGGUUACAAUUACAUGUCUAUUAGUCCACCCAUUGUACAGCGCUACGGAAUCUGAUUGAGCUAUAACAUAAUAAAAUAAUAAAUAAUAAUAAUAAUAAAGUUAUUGUGAAAGUAAGAUAGAACAUAAAAAUAAACUGUGAAUCUGAAGAAGCUAUUGGCAGAAGGUUUGUUAGGUUUGAAAAUAAUAAUAAUUAAUUGUGAGGAUUUUAUAUUUUAACUAGGUCAGGUGGAAUAGCACGGAGGUUCAAUAUCAUCUGGCGGGGAAUUUUGCAGAAGGCCUUUUCACAAUCGAUAAAACAGGAAACAUCUAUGUAACCAGAGAACUGGACAGAGAAAUUGAAAGCCAGGUAAGAAAAUGACGAGCAAACCAGUGAACAAUAUCCGCAAAAACUUUUGAUAAGUGUAAAAAGUGGUAAUUGUAGACACGGAUGUAUCAAAGUGCGCUGUAGCAAAACCUUUGAUUGAUGGAUAGUCAGACAAACUGAUCGUCAGAAAGCCAAAUAUAUAGAAAUAAAGAUUAACUGAUGAAUUGACAGACCUGCUGAUUGUCAAAAAGCGAGAUAAAUAUAUAGAUGUAUAGAACAGUCGAUGAAUGGACAGAUAGAUUGCAGUAGUCAAGUAAUUUUCUUCAUAUGACCAACAGAUGUCUUUGUUCUAUCAUUUUCAGCACCAGAUUGAAGUGUCUGCUGUGAAUUUUUAUAACAUUUCCUACAGUGACCCACUACAGAUUUCAGUUAUAGUCCAAGAUGAAAAUGACAAUAAACCAGUAUUUCCCCAAAAUACGUAUCAUGUGGAGAUCACAGAGAAAAUGACAAGAGGUAGGAACAAUAAAAUGUAAUUUUGUUAACAAGAAUAACUGGCAAAGUCUUGUCAGUGCCCAUUUAAAACUGGCAAAGUCGGCUUUGGAACUCUCAGUCCUUCUUGGAUUGUCCUCUGUUGGUAUGAGCUGUGAUGAUGGGCCAGGAGAAUGGAAUAAGAUGGGAUGCUGACCUGGUAGGGGCAAAUGGAAUGAAUUGAGGAAAUCGGAUGGAAUGGAUUAAUUGUAUGAGAUAAGGAGAUGGCCUAGGAUUUAGACUUGUGCAUUUGGUUUCACAACGAACUGGGAUUCAUCUGAAUUUUGGGCAAUCGGCUGGUGUACGAAUUCCAUAACUCUAAAGUGCCAUCUAGACAGAUCAUGAACAAACUAACAAGGCAGUGGACACAUAGGCUCAUUUGUUUUGCGAAUGUUCAUGGUGCCAAGUCUAGAAAACACAAAAAAACUGAUGAUUGAUGGAAAAAAGAUGAUUGAUAGUUAGGGCACAGUCACUAAAUGUUGUUUUAAUUUAGUGACCAAUAGAGGGGAAAAGACAGGGAGCAAUAAACAAAAUCUAUAUGUGAAUAAUUAUAGUCUGUAUAUUUUGUAGUACACUGAUUGACCCAUUUUCACAACUUUUUUGUUCAUCUGAAUAAUUUUUCAAUAUCAUUUGCAUGGUCGAAAAUCAUCCAUACCGACUUGCCACAUGGUCAACUUUCGGACUACACAAAAAAAAUGUUUUUCUGCGAAUUGAUUUGGCCAGACCAAAUUUUUCCGUACAAUCUAAUAGUAUAGGUUAAAUGUAUAAGAUGAGAAGAUGGCAUAGGAUUGGUUGAUGUGAUAGUGGCAUUGAAUUGAAUAAUAGAGGAAUCAUUUCUAGAUUAGUAGUGAUCAUGCCAUGGAAUAGAGUAGUAUUCUCUAAUACAGUCAUGUCCAAAGUCCGGCCCACAGGCCAACUACGGCCCGCGUUCUGGUUUAAUACGGCCCCACAGGUAAUUUGUUAAAUAUAUAUGUUGUGGCUCCAAGUGAAUGCCUGAGCGCCGCUGAGGACGUGCGCUCUGUUUACCUGGUUCCAGCAGUAAGAGACAUCUGCCUCCAAAAUUCAAAUAGCAUAUAGAUGGCUUGGUAUGUGGGAUUCCAUUUUAAUUCACUUUAUAACCACACAGUGAUAUUCCUUAAGCCGAGAGUAACUAAAACUGGUAGGAAGUCACCACAUCUGAGUUUGUCUCGAAAUGAGUUCCAAAAGAGUUGAACAGCAGAACCUAAUUUCCUUUAGGCCACCUUGAUGUCCAUCAGAAAUAAUCUCAGUAGAUCCCAACUAGUUCCUUGAGUCCAUCGGUGAAAAGUGAAUUUAAUUAGAUCCAUUCUCAAGAUUCAGUGACAAAACCUGAGACCCAACAAACAUAUCAUUUAAAACAGCAUAUACAAUAGGUCAUGAAUGUAUGGAUAUUUUUUUUUUGUAUUCCUAUGUAGGAUCUGUGCUGCUUCACCUACAUGCAGAUGAUGCUGAUGAGAAGGACACCAUCAAUACACAAAUAAGCUACAGGAUUGUCAGUCAAGAACCCAGCACCCCCGAAAAUGUAUUUGCCAUUGAUGAAAAGAAUGGGGAUCUGACUUUGCAGAAUAGCAACCUCUGGGCAGGAAACACAAAGACAUAUCAAGUGGAAAUCACCGCCACUGACCUUGCUGGAGCCCAGGAUGGUAAACUGUGUCAUUAUAUUUAUAUUAAUAUAAUUUAUUGAAAGUAAUAUGUGGUGUUGUACUGUGAACAAAUGUCAGUUGUUGACAACCUAAGACGUAUUCAAACAGCCUGUCCUGAUAUAUGUAAAGGACCUCAAACACACAGACCCUAAUCUACAAGAGAGAGUGAGAAUGGCUAGAGGGAUAGCCACGGUCAAGGGGAGGAGAAAUUACAGUAAAUGUUAGACAAACCAAAAUUUAAGGAUAAUCAAACCAAGGUCAUUGGUCAUAAAGUAUCACAAACUCACUAUUGGGCUAAACAAGACCCACAACAGGGUGAUUGUGAGUUUGUGACAAGAAAGGCUGGGAUUUAAAUACUAGUGGCUAUAUUUCUAUUGGGCAACAUCAUAGGGGAGCACCAGAAGACGUAAAACCAAUUUUGUGUUAUUUGCAACUUCAUUCGCGUGCUCCGAAUAGGCUUUCAACUGCGCGCCAUUCAGACAUAAGAGCGAACAUCAGCAACAUGCGCCAUCUGAAUUAUUGCCAGGCAGCGAGGAGGAGCCCAGGAGGCGGUACAUUUAAAACAGCGUGAUAAAUCCUGUGCUUCUGAGAUUGCAGAUUACAUUGUUUACAUUCGCUGUAAGAACUAAGGAAAUUAAGAAUUGAAAGGGGUACUUCAAAUUUUAGACCAAAGUAGUCAAGCUAGAAAAAUAGCUAAGUAGAACCUUUUGUUGUGGAUACUAUGACCAAAAAUAUGAAAUUGUCCUAAUGAGGCACCUUUAACAUGGCAUCCAACACCAGUGAUAUGAGAUACCCUGCUUCCUACUCCUCCAAAUAAACACACACAAAAAAUUGCGAGAGUAAAAGUUACACAUACAUAUAAAACAAUGGGUUUGUGCAUGGCAAAAGAAUUUAGUUCAUCCAAAUUAAAUUGUCGGGAAAAAAAUAGUUUCUGGCAAUUCGAAUUUAAUCCAUGUGACACUUCAGUUCGAACUAAUUUUAUCUAUGCAACUAUUUUGGGAAAACAAUUCUUUCAAAAGAAAAUGGCGUGAAAAUUUACCUAUAAGUGUAUUGCAAAGUAUGUACAUCAUGUUAUAUAUAUAGAUUUUGCGGUAGACUGAUAGGCGCAUUUUCACGCCAUUUGGUUAACUGAUCGAGUGACAAGAAGUAACCGACACAAUGGUAAAAAAAUGAGUAGUAAAAAAAAAUCUAUAUUUCUAUAUUACAUAUUUAUUAAAUAUGUAAUAUAGAAAUUGUAAAAAAUGGAGAUGAAUGGAUGUUCAAUGUUGAUUCUUCUUAAUUUCUUCUUAUCUUCAGUUGAUUGAUAUAUAUACGUCUUUUGUAUAUAUAUUCUUGGGCCAAAUGCUCGCCACAAUAAUAUAUGUCAAUAUUAUUGAAAAGUAGUAAUACGCAAUCUGACUUACAGUUUCUUCAGGUUUAUUCUUUGUUACGGAUACAUAAUAAAGGAUGUUACAGGAUUAUGGACAUUCAACAGCAGAUGGUAAUUGCUGGACUUCUGAUGGGAGAGUUACAUCGUUGUACAGAGCCAAGACUCAAACCAAGACAGAGACUGAGAGACCUCGUGUCCCUCUGUUACUAUAUAGAAGUGCUAAUACUAACGUCAGCAUAUAACUCUAGCCAUAUAAGGACAAGACCCCCGAAUCCACAUUCCAGAGCUCUCGGACAAAGAAAGCCUUGUGACUUAUUGAUACCAUCUGUUACUUAUGUCAAUCCACACAUCCAUAUAUAUAAUCAAUAGAAACAUAGAAUAUGCAAUAUUCUACAUUCCCUCUGUUUAUGGUUUGUUUUAAAACCAUAACACAAUGUAAUUAACCUGUCCAUUCAUACAUCACUUGUAUCACAUUCAUUGAGCAUAGAACAAGAUGAAGUCACAACUUUCUAUUAUAUGAGAGUUCUUAGAAGGUCGAGUUUCUAUCCCUCACACUGCUUACUUUACUUCAAAACUUCCUCUGUUUCAGCUAUGUAUUGAUAUCCAUAUCCAUGUUACAUCAUAACUACUUGAACAUAAUAUAUACAUAUAUAUAACAAUAAUAAAUGACUAAAAUAAAAUAUUUACAAAUGUUGAUCCAAUAAACAAUAAAACAAUCAAAAAUAUCUACCUGCUCAGGUACAGUCAUGUCUUUGUAGACAACAAAAUCAAGAUCGUAACUUUCUAAAUAAUAACUGUGUAUCACUAUCAUAUUCCUAAUAAAGACACAUAUAAAAGUAUUUUCAUUCUCAAUACCUGAUAUUACUUAAGUACUAAUACAUGUAUUACUAUAAUAUCCUGUCCAAUUAGAUUUCCAUGAAUCAUAUGGUUUCUAGCAACCUUAAAAUCUUUAGGUCAUUUAUACCAUUAAUACCACCUAGUGAUGAUUGUAUCAGUACUUUACAAUCAUAGUAUUUAAUUUGUAUAUUCAGUAGGCUCUCACUACCUGAAAUAUACCAACACUACUUAUAAGUCUCAUUCAAAGGAUGUGUUAUCAACCAUAAAGUUCUAGAAUAAUUCUUUGAUUAAUGUUCAUUGUGUUGACUAUACUUAUUGUCCUAGAAAUUCUGCACCCAGAAAUCUUUCUAUCAUAGAUUUGUUUUUGUUCACAUAAUUAUAAUUUUCACUAAAAUUCCACCUUGUAGUAACAAACUUUACAUGCAAUCGGAGAAUGGUUUACUUUAAAAGAACUUGGAAAGAAUAAUUUAAAUUCAUUAUCAUCACUCUCUUCAUUAGCUUCGUGAUGACUUAUUAAUGUAAUACAUCUUAAAAGCAGGAUUGUCCUAAUGUUCUGACCAAUCCUUAUUCCUUAGUACACUUCAACUGACUAAAAUAAAAUAAACAAAACUUGGGGUCAUACUGCCCAGAAACUCUUAUUCCUAGUCUGUGUCUAACAAACUCAGGGAAAUCUUAAAACAACUUAACAACGUAUUCAUUGGAUACCAUCAUAUCCAGAAACCUAUUCUCCCUAGUCCAUACCUUUAUAGACUUAGGUCAAAUAUAAUUGUGUACUAAACUCUUAACUAAACUUCAAUUCAAUUCCUCUUGGAUCUCUGAACUCUCAUAUCCAAGGCAUUCUUAAUGUAUAUAAUUACUUAAUAUAAAUCAAUAUAAAUUAUUCUUCCUUAGUUUUCUUCCUUAUGUUACCAUUGUUUGUUUUACUUCACCUCAAUAUAAACAAAUUACUUAUUAUAAUGAAUCUAUGAAAUACUAUUGAACUCAAUCUUUGUGGUAUUAAGUAACCAUGAUCCUUAUUUUAUCCACUUCAUAUUUUAUCUACCUCUGAUACUUCUCAUUCUAUGUAUAGGUAAUAAUGUAAUAGUUCUCAUCAUAAUACUAUCCUAUCAUAAUUGUACUCCAUGUGUUAUAUAGCUAUAAGUAAUCUCUUUUGGUAUUAAUACUCAUAACUGUUAAAUAACUUUUCAUUGUCUGUUUUCUUCUUCAUUAAUAUUUAGGAAUAUAUAUAUGUAUGUUAGUGUCAAUCUUUUAUUUCUUUGUAAGUCUGUUAAUCUUCUGUAUCGAAUGAACUCUGUAGAAUCUUCCAUCACAGUUUGCCGAUCAGAUGAAAAGUCUCUUUCCAACAGUCGAUGUCCAGUUGUCUGAAGGAAUGCUUUCCUGAUUUAUUGCCACAAGGAUCUGUCACGCUUUACCAGAUCAGUUAUUUCUGUCUAUUUCGUUGCUUCAUUCACACAGCUGCGCAGUUCUGGACGCUUGAUUCUGGACGCGUGCCAAUCUCUGCCUCGUGCUUGCUUCUAGAUUUCACGUUGUAUCUUGUGCUUUUUGUCUCAGUUGUAGAAAAUAGUCUUGUACAGUCUUUGAUUUGAAAACUUUCUUUUUCUUACAAACCACAGUUCUUCUAUGAUAGUCAGUCUAGAUUCUUUUUUUUCUCUUCAAGUUUGUUUUCCCAGUUCCAAAAUAGCUUUGUAACUCGAUUCUUCUCUCUCCCCCCUUGAAGUGGGAACAAAACUUUGAAUAGAAGACUGGCUGGCUAGCCAAUGUAAAAAAUGUAGAUGAAUGGAUGUUCAAUGUUGAUUCUUCUUAAUUUCUUCUUAUCUUCAGUUGAUUGAUAUAUAUACGUCUUUUGUAUAUAUAUUCUUGGGCCAAAUGCUCGCCACAAUAAUAUAUGUCAAUAUUAUUGAAAAGUAGUAAUACGCAAUCUGACUUACGGUUUCUUCAGGUUUAUUCUUUGUUACGGAUACAUAAUAAAGGAUGUUACAGGAUUAUGGACAUUCAACAGCAGAUGGUAAUUGCUGGACUUCUGAUGGGAGAGUUACAUCGUUGUACAGAGCCAAGACUCAAACCAAGACAGAGACUGAGAGACCUCGUGUCCCUCUGUUACUAUAUAGAAGUGCUAAUACUAACGUCAGCAUAUAACUCUAGCCAUAUAAGGACAAGACCCCCGAAUCCACAUUCCAGAGCUCUCGGACAAAGAAAGCCUUGUGACUUAUUGAUACCAUCUGUUACUUAUGUCAAUCCACACAUCCAUAUAUAAUCAAUAGAAACAUAGAAAAUGCAAUAUUCUACAGAAAUAUAGAUUUAUUUGUUUACUGCUCCUUCUUUAUUUCCCCUCUGUUGGUCACUUCUCACUUGAUCUGUGAAUAAAAUCAUACUGCACUGGUUCUCCCCUAACUAUCAAUCAUCUAUGUUUUUGUUUUGUAUGUUUUUUGGUGCCACGGACAGAACUCAGAAUCACAAAACAAACUAUCAAUUCUCCAUUUCGUUUGUUUUACGAUUCAUCCAUAUAAAGUUUCGGAGUUCAGGAUUUUAGAAAAAUCAAUGAUCUCCCAAAAUUUGGAUGAAUCUCGAGAUGCACAAGUCUAGAAAACAAAUAAUGAAGAACAUGCACUAACAAGCUUACGAUCCAUAUAGGAUUUAAUUAGCAGGUUCUUCAACAACAUUUAUCAAUUAGUUAUCAUCAAUUGUCUCUCGUACUGCCAGGUGAGAUGUGCAGCUUGUCUCAGCGUGUUGCACCAGACAGAAGCGCAAUAAGAGUGUCAGGUGCGACACACAAUGCCUUCUAUUGCACAUGGAGUAUCUCCGGGCAAGAUGAUCAUCCUGUAUGUUCUCUCAAGCUGUAAUUACAUUUCGACUUCUGAAGGGGAAGCUGUUGAAGAGAGCUGCAGCCUGUUAAAUCUUUGCAGCGCAUCUGAUAUUGACUCAAUUAUGAGAUUUCCCAAUUAAACUUUUGUUUGUUCUGUGAAAUGCACGUGUCUGUCUGCAAUUACUAAACCGCCGCUGCCCACAGUAUCACGACCGCAUUCCUUGUACCAUCUGCUAUCGUAAAAAAAAAAUAUCAAUAAAAGGCGCUGUUGUAAUUAACUGAAAAACCUUUGAAGGGAAUUUGUUGGUCCUUCAAGAGUGUUUCAUAUGUAUCCAUUUAAUGUUUCCCCGGUAAAUCACACUUUGCUGGUAAUUGGAACAGAAAUGUGUUUGUCACAUGUUAUGGAGUUUUUCACUAAAUAGUAGGUGUCAUACCUCUCAUCGGUCUCAGAUUGGGUGAGAAAGUCACAAUUUGAGUCUCCUGUCCCAAAUCUAUUCUUAGUGUCCCAUUUUUGGGGUCACUUCAGAAAGUCCCCCAGUAAGAGCAGCUGAAACUGUCAGCCCAUGUAACAAGAACUGUGCACAUAGACUUCUCCGACUGGGGUGGCCCAGAAUGGGUGCCAGUCAGGAUUACAUGCUUGCACAGAAGGUUGGCACACUUAAUGGGUAUUCCACACCAAUGAUGCAUUAUUGCCAUACCCCUUCCCUUGGACACUCUCACCCUCUAUCCUGCGUCCUCACCUCAUAUAUUAAGUUAAGUUAUUUCAGCCUAACAUUUGAAAUUCACUUUGUAUUUAUAAUUUCGUUAUUAACCUUGCAUAUAAUAUUUCAAACAUUUUCUGUAUUUUUUAUUUUUUUUUAAAUCAUAUCUUCAGUUGACAACAAAAAAGACAUAGACAAAGUAAAACGUUGCAAAGUUGCAUUCUCUAUGUUACUUUGUAUUCUCUGUUUUAAACAGACUUUCUUGUUUUUUUUCUCACAGGUCUAAGCAGUAGCUGUCUCGUAAUAAUUGACGUGAUGGACAUAAAUGAUAACCCGCCUGUAUUUCUGGAGAAUAAGGUAUUUCAUAAAUACUGAGAAAUGGAAUUAGGCAUGUUGACAUUUGAAGAAAAAACAGAUAAACAUGUUCUAGGUUCUAAUGUAAUUAAUUUAUUAGAAUAGUCGGUAAAGAGUUUAUUCCCUGGAUUGAGAAAUUUGAAGAAUGGACAAGUGGGAUUAGACAUUUGUAGAUAAAAUAAUACAAACUGAAAAAAGCUUGCUUACUUUAGCUUAACCCCUUAAGGACCAAACUUCUGGAAUAAAAGGGAAUAAUGACAUGUCACACAUGUCAUGUGUCCUUAAGGGGUUGAAGUGGUCUGGGUGCCAGGUCCAGCUAGGGCUAACCCUUUUUUUUUUAUAAACAUAGCAGUUUCAGAGAAACUAUGUUUAUAAGAGGGUUAAUCCAGCCUCUAGAGCCUCUAGUGGCUGUCUCAUUGACAGCUGCUAGAGGCGCUUGCGUGCUUCUCACUGUGAAAAUCAUGUAAAUGCUUUCCUAUGAACUGGCUGAAUGCGUGUGCAGCUCCUGCUGCGCAUGCGCAUUCAGCUGAUGACGUCGCUAUGAAGGAGGAGAGGAGGAGGAGAGUUCCCCGCCCGGCGCUGGAGAAAGGUAAGAUUUUAACCCCUUCCUCUCCCCAGAGCCCGGCGUGAGUGGGACCCUGAGGGUGGAAAACGAGUAUGUUUUCCUGGCACUAUAGUGGUCCUUUAACCCCUUAAGGACACAUGCCAUGUGUGACAUGUCAUGAUUCCCUUUUAUUCCAGAAGCUUGGUCCUUAAGGGGUUAAAGUUAGAGAGUUUUUAUAAAACUGUCGAUUUGGCCUUGGACUUCUGUUCCCCUUCUUAGUUUGUCACCGUUGGCAGACUAGUGAAGCUCUAUAUUUGAUUGCAGAGAUUUAUAAAAUUUAACUUUAAAGUCCUUAAAAAGGCACUUCGUUCAUGGAAUGGCCUGCCAGUGGAGGUGGCAAAUAAAUUAGAGUAGGCACAUAAAAAUCCCUUUAUAUAAUUUAAAUUUGUGCUUAUUGUAUAUUACAUUGCCAAUUUCCCAUGAUCCAAAGAUUUAUUGAUAACCGUAUAACACCUUAUUCUGGUGUUAACCUUAACCUUAUACUUAAAGUAAGUUGGACCCAGCAGUAGCAAGAAGCACGACCAAAUCUGUGAUGUCACAGGAAGACAUCACUGCUCAAUAAACAUCCUGACAUUGCUUCUCAAAAGGCCAAGAAACAUUGCUUCUAAGAGGGCCAAAAACCUGGUAUGUAAAUGCAAUCAUGGAUGGAUUUGCUGAUUCCACAAAACAGUUACAGCUCCCCUCUAAGCGCCUUACUUAGCACUAUACCAGGACCUUGUGAUUACAGAUUAUCACUUACUUGCAGUUUAUGUUUAAACAAUUGUUUUCCAUGCUGUUAAAUUGCAUCAUUAAAUGGUCAUUGAGUGGCCAUGUUUCUGUAAUGCUCCGCACUGGCUACAAGCUGUGAUCUGAGUGGUGACAGUCUGCGGCAACACCUUGUAUUGUCCACGGGAGGAAUUUAAAGGCCCCCAUAGUGCUCAUAGUUUUACUGUCCAUCAGAACAAUGUUUAAAAUAGUAGACAAUGGUAGAGCAUUGCUCUGCAAAUUGGUUCUCAACAUCUGGGUUUGUAAUAGAGUAAGAUACGUUGAAGGAGAGCUGCAGAGUUCAGUAUUUGGUAUAUGGGGAGCUGCAGAGUUCAGCAUUUAGUGUAUGGGGAGCUGCAGAGUUCAGCAUUUGGUGUAUGGGGAGCUGCAGAGUUCAGUAUUUAGUUUAUGGGGAACUGCAGAGUUCAGUAUUUGGUAUAUGGGGAGCUGCAGAGUUCAGCAUUUAGUGUAUGGGGAGCUGCAGAGUUUAGUAUUUAGUGUAUGGGGAGCUGCAGAGUUCAGUAUUUAGUGUAUGGGGAGCUGCAGAGUUCAGUAUUUAGUGUAUGGAGAGCUGCAGAGUUCAAUAUUUAGUGUAUGGGGAGCUGCAGAGUUCAGUAUUUAGUGUAUGGGGAGCUGCAGAGUUCAGUAUUUAGUGUAUGGAGAGCUGCAGAGUUCAGUAUUUAGUGUAUGGGGAGCUGCAGAGUUCAGUAUUUAGUGUAUGGGGAGCUGCAGAGUUCAGUAUUUAGUGUAUGGGGAGCUGCAGAGUUCAGUAUUUAGUGUAUGGGGCUGCAGAGUUCAGUAUUUAGCGUAUGGGGAGAUGCAGAGUUUAGUAUUUAGCGUAUGGGGAGCUGCAGAGUUCAGUAUUUAGUGUAUGGGGAGCUGCAGAGUUCAGUAUUUAGCGUAUGGGGAGCUGCAGAGUUUAGUAUUUAGUGUAUGGGGAGCUGCAGAGUUUAGUAUUUAGCGUAUGGGGAGCUGCAUAGUUCAGUAUUUAGUGUAUGGAGAGCUGCAGAGUUUAGUAUUUAGCGUAUGGGGAGCUGCAGAGUUCAGUAUUUAGUGUAUGGGGAGCUGCAGAGUUCAGUAUUUAGCGUAUGGAGAGCUGCAGAGUUCAGUAUUUAGUGUAUGGGGAGCUGCAGAGUUCAGUAUUUAGUGUAUGGAGAGCUGCAGAGUUCAAUAUUUAGUGUAUGGGGAGCUGCAGAGUUCAGUAUUUAGCGUAUGGGGAGCUGCAGAGUUCAGUAUUUAGUGUACGGGAGCUGCAGAGUUCAGUAUUUAGCGUAUGGGGCUGCAGAGUUCAGUAUUUAGUGUAUGGGGAGAUGCAGAGUUUAGUAUUUAGCGUAUGGGGAGCUGCAGAGUUCAGUAUUUAGGGUAUGGGGAGCUGCAGAGUUUAGUAUUUAGUGUAUGGGGAGCUGCAGAGUUUAGUACUGCAGAGUUCAGUAUUUAGUGUAUGGGGAGCUGCAGAGUUCAGUAUUUAGUAUGGAGAGCUGCAGAGUUCAGUAUUUAGUGUAUGGGGAGCUGCAGAGUUCAGUAUUUAGUGUAUGGGGAGCUGCAGAGUUCAAUAUUUAGUGUAUGGGGAGCUGCAGAGUUCAGUAUUUAGCGUACGGGGAGCUGCAGAGUUCAGUAUUUAGUGUAUGGAGAGCUGCAGAGUUCAGUAUUUAGUGUAUGGGGAGCUGCAGAGUUCAGUAUUUAGUGAAUGGAGAGCUGCAGAGUUCAGUAUUUAGUGUAUGGGGAGCUGCAGAGUUUAGUAUUUAGUGUAUGGAGAGCUGCAGAGUUCAGUAUUUAGUGUAUGAGGAGCUGCAGAGUUCAGUAUUUAGUGUAUAGGGAGCUGUAGAGUUCAGUAUUUAGUGUAUGGGGAGCUGCAGAGUUUAGUAUUUAGUGUAUGGGGAGCUGCAGAGUUCAGUAUUUAGUGUAUGGGGAGCUGCAAAGCUCAGUAUUUAAGACGUGAGGGCUGCAGGGUUUGCUAUUUAGUCCACGGGAACCUGCAAGGUUCAGUAUCUAGUCUUUUUAAUGUGCAUAUGUGUAUAUGCGCACAUUUUGCUAUUUACAAUAAAAUUCAGUUGUAUAUCACAAAUAUUGCCAUAUUGCCCAAAAGGUGCAGAAGAUAUUCAGUUUAUCGUAUUCAUCACAGCAAUUAAAUGAACUGCCACAGUGAUCCCUUAAUGACAUUUUGUUGCUGUUUUGUAUUGUAUUCUAUCAGUUUGCACCCUUUAUUAUACCGGAGGACACAGAGCCCGGCGUGAUCAUCGCUAUUCUGACAGCUACGGACGAAGAUCAUCUGCCUGUUAAUAGAUUGAUAGACUUUUACGUACAAUCUGGAAAUGAAGAUGGCACCUUCAGAAUAUUGACCGAUCAAGAAAGUAACACUAUAUCUGUCUUUCUUGACAAGGUAAUUUUCUGAAAUCACAUGGUAACCUGCCUUUUCCUUCAAGCUUCUUUUAUUUAUCAUGUAUCUAGUAAGGGCUCCGAGCACACUAUAGAGUUUAUGUUCCGGGUGCAAUAGAGGCCUGCAAUACGCUAUAUAGCACAGAUGCCUAGAUUCUAGACUAUUUCUGCUUUAGCAAAUAAUCCUGUUACUGUUUGUGCGUAUUAUGCAAAUAUAUUUGUUCUUUCUGUUGGCGUUUUAAACACUAUAGCACACUAUAUUUAAGCUUAAUACAAGUUUGUUCAUUUAUAUACUUCCCAUUUACUAGCAGUACAUACAAAUGUAUUUGUUAAAAUCUGGUGACGGUGUAUAUCUGGUUAUUUGCUAAUGUGAUGAUUCCAAAUGAUUAUUAUUAUUAUUAUGAUAUUUAUAGAGCGCCGUCAAAUUCUGCAGUGCUUUACAAUGGGUGGACGAACAGACAUGUAGUUGUAACCAGACAAGUUGGACACACAGGAACAGAGGGGUUGAGGGCCCUGCUCAAUUAGCUUACAUGCUAGAGGCAGUGGGGUAAAAUGACACAAAAAGGUAAGGAUAGUAUUAGACUAAUGACAGUUGCAGAAGAGGAAUCAGUCAGGAGCUAUUAACAGUUUAAUGGAUACGCUUUUAUGAAGAAGUGGGUUUUUAACGAUUUUUUGUUGGAGUGGAGACUGGGUGAACAUCUAACGGAGGAGGGAAGCGACUUCCACAGGAACAGGUGCAGCCCUCGAGAAAUCUUGAAGGCGAGCAUCAGAGGUUGUCAUGAUGGCAACGUGACUUUUUUUUUUUUAAAUAGCUGAAUUUGGAAAAUUCUCUCACUCAGUUAUGACCACUUUGGCUUUAAACUUGAAAUUCACAUUAAAUUCACUUGGAAUUUUCACUAUUGUGAAUAACCCUGAAUGUCUUAUGCCGGCCUAUUCACACAGAGCUUGCAGGGGUGUUUUUUAUCACACAUUCCCAAAAGGAGAGUGUUUCUUUAUUUUUAUGUAAUUUUUGUCACACCUACGAUAUUUGGUAUAAUCUUUAAAACUUUAUGUCAUCACACUUUCCUGUAAAAGAUGAACAAAGUUAUGAAAAAUUAAGUCCAUGUAAAUUUAUGGAAAAAUUACUUUUUUAGGCCUCUUUGAAUAGUAAUUAAUGUUUGUGCCAUGUAUCUACAUUGUACAUUGUUAUUUUCAAUUUAAAGGGUUACUCCAAGCAUCAGGAUCACUUCAGUGAUUUUAAGUGGUUAUGGUAUCUGGAGUCUGUAUAUGCAGUUGACUGUUAGCUCUUCUUCCAAAGUGUGUCCUUUGGUAACGAAUGUACUGCACGUUAACGAAUGUACUGCACAAGUGAUCUUUUUGGAUGCCAUGCUUGAAUGAUCAAAUCACUCUAGGUGGGGAUUACCCCUCCUCCUGCGCCGUGCCACCCAGAACUGUCUGUGCUAAAUUACAUGUAUGUAAGUUUUAGCCUGAACCUGUAACACAAAAAAAAAAAAAUAUAUAUAUAUAUAUAUAAUAUCUGACUGCUGAUAGAGACACUAGAAGUGCUUCCGCUUCCAACUGGAAUACUACAGAAAUCCUGAAUUCUCUGCGACUACGGAGAGUGACGCAAUAAAAGUAGCACUUGUAUAAAAUAAACAGGAUGUGUUUCAAUAUCUUAAUAAAAUGAAAGGCUGGAGAAAGCAUUUUACACUCCCAGCUUCGUAGAAAGUGUCUGCAAAUUGAUCACCACAAGAAACCUGUUUUUUAGCUGCCCAUUAGCCACUGAGUCAGACCACGUCACCUGACCUUUAACACGGACAUCGGGCUGCGUGACGCGUGUACCCAUCGCACUGAGUAUCAAUAAUGAAUGUGCUUUUAUUCCCGCACACGAAGAAGUCACUUAGUUUAACCCUUUGUGUAGGUGGUCAAUAUGUAAAUAAAUAGGACAAAGAAAGGCAGAUUAGACAUUUCACACAUUUACCUGAAUUUUUAUAACAUUCUUAUUUAAUCUGAACUGAAAGUGAAGUGUUAUUUUUUUUCUUUAAAUGAGAUAUCAGAAUGUUUUAGAACAUUUUGUUACACUAUAACAUGUUUAUGGUUUUUGCAAAGUUUGAAGGAGCAUUGCAGACUGCUGUUGACCACCAUAUUUUAUGAAUUGUAUAUAUGUAAUAGAAUAAAGGACUAAAAAUAAAAUAAAAUACAUGUAGUUCCAGGUGUUUGCUGCAUAUACUCAGAUUUGCAGCAGCUGCGGUGAGUUUGUCCAAGGACAGGAGACAAUUGACAAACUCUUUCUGUUUUUGAUUGAUAAUGAUGUUAUUGUGAGGAACUGAUACCUCAGAUAUUCCAGGAGACAUAGACAUACCUCAACAUUUCACAUGGAUAAAGAGGGCACUUUAAUUUUAGGGGUAUGAGUGGGGUGUGGCCAGGGGCAGGGCUGUUCUGAGAAAUUUUAGGUGAUUUAGUAAUACUUUCUAAAACUAAAAUGUAUAUUUUAAUAGUAUUCUAAACACAUUUAUUGUAGUUUAAAGACACAUUGCUGGGAGUAUUAUUGUUUAUAACUGCUAUACACUCAGACACACCAACAAUAUGAAGCUCCUAGAAAAGAGUGACAUUAGCAUAGAAAAGAGGAACAGAGGGAUUUGGGCCCUAAAUAGGGACUGUCCAUCCUACAUAGGGACACUUGGGAGGUAUGCAUAGUUCUGUUACAUGCUUAUAUGCUUAUAAUGGAAAUACACUGAAUACCUAGUCCUACUGCACUGUACCUCCUCUACCGUAAUGUAAAGUGCUAAAUUUACCUGGUAGAGCUGUAUAAAUAAAAUAUACACACACUGUAUACCUACUAUACGUACAUUAUAUCCCCUAUUAUUAAAUUGCUCAUCCCCACGUGCCCUGCCUGUCUACGGGUUAAAUAAAUGAGUCAUGAGUUCAGUGCACGAAAAGUUCAGCACUAUAAUUUAUUUUAGGCAGAGGGCUGCUUAGCAACACACAAAAUAUAAGCAAUGUACUUAUCAAAAGGUAGGGGAGAGUGUCAGCUAAGUACAUGGGUUAACCAAACACAGUGAAUCUAUCCAGAGAGGUCUGUAAAGGAAUCUGGCGUCAAUAUGCGCCCCUCAAAUUCUAAAGGUCUACUCUCACCCUUACUCCCUUCUUUCCUCCCUUGCCUACCCUGUCUCCAUAGUCCAUUUCUAUCUUCCUGCCAGGUAUAUCUCUCUCCAAUCACCCCAAAAAUAUUUGUUCUUCUUGCCAAAACACCCCCCAAAUGUGCUCUCCUACCCCACAUUGCCUUCUUUUGGAUCAACAGCAAAAACACUUGUUUUCUACUCAAACAACCAAAAAUCUCCCGUACUUUACAAACCACGGCAUGUACCUAUUGUUUUAAAAGCACAGCUUGUUAAAUCUGCGUAUUGCUAAAGUACCUUGAUUAAAAUUAUACAGCUGCCCCUCUCAGUUGGGUACAGUGGCAUCCCAACAACAAUUUAUUUGGAAUUUCCCCUUCCAACCCUCAAAUGGUUACGUUAUUCCUUUUUCUUUAGAAAUUCAAUGCAUUUUUUUAUUUCUGAGUGAAACCUUGAUUGAAUUACUGUAAUUUUGCCAUUUCGACAGAAGUUUUUUUUUAAUUCUUUUCUGGCUUUCUUCGUUAUAAAAUCAUUGAAUCUCCUCCUGGUAUUUCUCGUCCCCCUACCGGUGUCGCGAAGUGCAACGGGUUUUCAGAUGUUUUGUGAACGCUUCCAUCUUGGUAAGGGGCCUAGCUGUUGGGCCCCCCGCUGUACUAAAUUGGCACUUGGGAGAGGUGAGGGGGCGGAUAGGUUAAUCCUGGGGUAAAGUGGAGGCGUUUAGUAAAAUGCUGUACUUUGUCAGGUUUACUAGAUGUGAAAGAGCCCUGCCACAUCGAUUUAUUGAAUAGAAUUCGGAAUAAAUGUACGCUUUUCAUUAGAAAGCUUUUUAGUGGAAGCACAGUGGGUUAAUACAUCAGGGGUUUUUUUGACAAGCAAGCUUAAUAGGAAUUUAAAUGCUGACAUUUUCCCACGCAAUGGAGCGAAAACACAAAGGCAGAUUUUUAUACUAUGGGGAUUUGCAAUAAUUAGAAGCUUCUAGAUUUCACAUUUUUAACCCUUGCAGUUGAGAUAUGACAUCUAGGGUUGUAAGAUUUACUAAGUCUCCUUGGACACACAUCGCUUGCACUCAUUGAUCGUUUUCAUGUGCCCUCCUUGUGGUAUGUAGAAUUCCAGUGCUGCAUGUGGGAAGUCAAUUCAUCAGAAAGGAAUCUUGCAGCAUACGAUGUCAGCAUGACUACUUGUGACAAAUUGUAUAUAGAUAUUGCACUCUAUCAUCCUGAAAUCCCCUGCCUUUGCGUAAAGGUCAUUUUGCUUUAAAGGAACACUCCACUGCCCAAGUAAAAUUAAUAAAUAAAAAUCACUGUUUAGUAGCUUUGCCCCUAAUGAAAACAAUUAUGCAUUUUGUUUCAUUGGAGUUAUAUCUAAAAACAGCUUUUAAAACCUGCAGAUCUCUUGUCUGUUGCCUUUGCAAGCCACCCCUUCUAACCACGCCCAGCCUUUCUAUGACUGUCCAAUCACAGACUUCCCAAUGCAGCUUCAUGAGAAGUCUUUGCAAGGCAGGUGCUCUGAGCAAUUGCUGCCUCUUGAGUUUAGUGCAAAUCAGCUAACCAAACCAGGAAGUAACAGGACCAGUUGUCUGACUGACAGCCGGGGAUAUAUGAUCUGACAUUUUUUUUAAAUCGUUAUUAAUUUAUUUAGUGGCUACUUAAUUUAUAUCCUAUGGUUUUCUGUACUUUUUCAUUUUAGUUUUUAUACAGUGCAGUAAUAGUAAGAGUUUGUAAUAAUCCUGAAAAUGAAUUUAUUAAGAUUCCCGCUCCCGUGCGGUUAUAAGAUUUAGAUGUAUUGGGUAGCCACACGUAUUUUAAUAUUUAGAAAGGCAUUUCCUUUCUUUUAUGACUGCUCUGAUGGAGGGAUUCCUUUCUUUCAGGUACUUGAUUACGAGAAAAAACAAGAAUACGACUUGAUCUUCCUUGCCAAGAACACAGCUGAACUUUUUGGAACAGAAUAUGGUGCAAGUUCCACUGCAACUGUUCACGUCACAGUGCAAAAUGUAAAUGAGCCGCCGGUAUUUGACCAACACAAAUAUGAAGUCCAAAUCCUGGAAAGUACUCAGUCGGGUUCGGUGAUACUCACUGCUGAGGCCAAGGAUCCAGACAUACUUCACCCAGCCAAGCUGCAGUAAGUAGGAUACUGAUAAUGAUGGUGCGCAGUUUGGGUUAUGCUCUUGUCAUUUCACUGCAAGGUUUGGGAAUGUCCCAUAAUGAUCAGUUAUAUGGCUAGCUGAGCAUUAUGGGACAUUCCCAAACCUUGCAGUGAGCUCUCGCCAAAACAAACAGAAAGCAAACAGCUGAACUACAACUCCCAGAAUCCCAGGUCACGACAACAUAUAAAACAGUAUUUUUGGAGGGAAACAUUGGAAGUUGGGAUAAAGAGGGAGACAGGGUGGGCUCAUGGCUCGAAACUAAUAUUAAAUAAAUGAUAAUAUAAAGAAGAAAUAAAAUCCACUCAGCAGAACUAACUAAACAACAUAACCUACAGAAUGCACCUUUCAUCCCUAUCAUGAGCAGAUGGUGAGGGUGGUUUCAGGUUUUUAAGGGCCCUGAAAGGUUGGGUCAACCCAUUUGUGUUACCUUAUUGCAGUAUUUCACAAUUGGGGUUCUGCGGAACCCUAGGGUUCCACGAGUACAAAAUUGGGGUUCCUCAGUGAUUUGCCCCGAUGGGCAUUGCUGCAAAGGGACCCAGUCAGCACCGCGGCUGAUUAAUUGCGCAACCGGGUCCCCGUGGUAUGGGAUGCUAAGAGGAAUUGACGGACAGACAGUCAUUUCCUCCCAGCUUCAUGUAGAAAAUGCCGCGCUGGAGGGAGAUAGGCAGCAGCCGGCAGUGAGCAGCUCCCCCCACACACACCAGCCUCAGCCAGCAAGUCACCCUCCUGCAGACAACACGUAUGCUAAUAGGAGGGUGACAGCAAAUAUAAAAAAUAUCAUGUGUGUGUAUUUUACAGUGUGUGUAUUAAUGUGUCACUGUGUGUAUCUGAGUGUUUGCAUCUGUGUGUCAGUGUUUGUGUCACUGUAUGUAUCUUAGUGUGUGUAUAUGCCAUUGUGUAUCUGUGUGUAUGUGUCACUGUAUUUACCUGUGUCAGUGUGUAUCUGAGUGUAUGUGCCAUUGUCACUGUGUCACUAUGUGUAUGUGUCACUGUGUGUAUCUGAGUGUGUGUACUAAUGUGUCACUGUAUGUAUCUGAGUAUUUGUAUCUGUGUGUCACUGUUUGUGUCACUGUGUGUAUCUAAGUGUGUGUAUGUGCCAUUGUGUAUCUGUAUGUAUCUGAGUGUCACUGUGUUUACCUGUGUCAGUGUGUAUAUGAGUGUAUGCGCCAGUGUGUAUCUGAGUGUCACUGUGUGUAUCUUUCAGUGUGUGUGUGUGUAUAGGUGUGUGUGUGUGUAUGUGCCAAUGUGUGUGUGUAGCAGUGUGUGUAUGUGCCUGUGUGUGUAUCUUUCAGUGUAUCUGUGUGUUGGUGUGCGUGUAUCUGAGUGUGUGUAUCUGUGUGUCAGUGUGUCUGUGCAUCUAUGUGCCAGUGUGUGCCAGUGUGUGUAUAUGUGUGUCAGGUUCACACACUGACACAAAGAUACGCACACUGGCACAUACAAACACAGAUACACACACCUUGAUACACAGACACACACCGGCACAUACAAACACAGAUACACACACUUUGACACAGACACCUUGACACACAGAUACAUACACACACACACACACACAGAUGCACACUGUGUGUCAAGGUGUGUGUAUCUGUGUGUUAAGGUGUGUGUAUCUGUGUGCCAGUGUGUGUGUAUCUGUGUGUCAGAUACACACACACACACACACACAGAUACACAAUGACACACAGACACACAUUGAUGCACAGAUACACACACGGACACAUACAAAGAAAGAUAAACACCUUGACACACAGCCACACACCGGCACAUACAAAAAAAAAGGGGGGGGUGGGUUGGGGGGGGGGCGGAUUCCACGAUGUUGAUAUUCUAUGUCAAAGGGUUACAUGGGAAACAUUUAUUGGGAACCCCUGCCUUAUUGCAUCCCUCUACCAACAUGCACGUUCAUGGUCCAUACUUGUAGAGCUGCAAACCCCUAAACAUCUGUAAGGAUGCAUUGAGCGAUGGUUUCCUUAGCACGCCCACCAUGGCUAUUUGGAGUUCUGUAGGCUCCCUGUUCAUCUGUUAAUUAGGGAAAGUAUAGUGGCCUCAUCUACUAAUAACAGACAGAUUUUGAUAUUGCUUAUUAUUUAUAUUAUUGUGUUUAAUUCCGUACUGAAGCAGACAGUUGCCGGUAAAUGACAGUCCCUUGUUCUCUCGCCCCGGAGAUUUACUGAGUUGAAUUCUGUUGCAGAGGGAUGUACAAACCAUGCUUGCUUUCCCUGCCAUUCCAUGUUCAUUGCCCCAUGAUGCUCCAGAAAUGUUCAAGCUUGCUCAGGCGCCUGUACAGAGAUUCUACACCAGUGCAGGCGCACUCUGCCAUCCCUUGCAUAGUGCUCUAUGUGCACAUGGUUCUGGAGGGGUUUAUUUGAUUUACAUGGCAUUCCCUGAUUGUAUUUGGGCAGCAAGAGACGACAUGCCAUAUAAAAAAAUGGAAAACUCUUUUAACUGGCUCUUUUGCGCCUUUUAAAUUUGCGCUUAGCGGCUGGAGCAUGUUUGUACAGACACAAGAUCGAUGGCAAUUUUAUAUUACUGAGUCCUUAUAUUUAUUUUUUGCCAAUGUUGCACACUAAAUCCUGCCCUUCGCCUUUCAACUAUUAUCCUUUCUCCAGAUCUUUCAGUCCCAUAAAAACAUGCACGGCUAUACUAACAGACUUUAUAACCAUAGACUUAUUAUACCUACAUGUGUUACACCUCAAUUAAUCCUUGCUGACUUGGAUAGAUCUCUAAAUGUAUCCGUGCAAUACAAACGUUUAUUCUUGAUGUUAUGCAGGGAGACAAAGAGACCGUCAUUGAUUCGACUACAAAAGAUAAUUCUUUUUAAAGACAGUCUGUUUUAUCCCUGGCUAACCUCUACAGUUAGAAUGUAUUCGGCUCUGCUCGUAACACUUUGAGAUCAAUGCAUUGGGACUCAAAGGGUUAACAUACCAACUCCCUGUAUUUAAGACUCAUUCACAAAAAAAAGCCCCGUCACCUCUCCGAGACAUUUCUAUUACGUAUGUACUAAUGUUAAAGCCAGCGGCAUCAGCAGGGAGACGGUUUGUGUUCUUUUCAGAGCGAUGGCUGAAUGCCAAGGCACAAACAGAAGAAGAACAAUCGAUAGAGUCAUGAACGGACAACACUUGAUGAUUUUAUGUCUGUGCAAAAUGGGAAAGUCGAUAGAUUAUCAGAUAAGGUCUGGGGAUAAUUCAAAUCCUAUUUAGUGAGUUCUCCAGACUGUUGGUGUUGCUGUAACUGUAUGUGGAGUUGAUUUCGCCAUUAGUAUCAGUUAAUGUCUGAUUAAACCACCAGGAUGAGCCCAGGCGAUAUUAAUUUCAAUAUCACUUCACGGAAUAAGAAUUGGUUACUUCCUUUAUAAUUAUAUGGAAAGUUAUAUAUAGCCCAUUGAUAUGGGCCCGCCUGGGACCGUAAGAACAUUAUGUUCUUGUACUCUGACACUAGCUUAGUGUUGUAGCGUCCAAAUGUUUCUUUUAUAAUGGGGACUUUUGUUCUUGGGAAGAGAAAGUAAUAAAAAAAUUUAAAAAAGGGGAAAAAAUAUAUACUUGUAAAGUGGACAAUUCUCUCCAAACACCAUAACAACUUAGCAUCAUUGCAAAGGGUAUGAAGCAGAGAGUACCCUAGAGAGAGAGACAAGGUGUUGUUCGGCUGGCACUCAGGGGUUCUCUACACACAGUCCGCUUCACAAUACUGAAGUUUAUAAAUUGAUAGCAGUCACACAUCCCCAUAGAACAGAUUAAGAAGCUUACGACUGGUGUCUUAUUUUCCUGUCCAGAAAGUGGGGCUACUUGCAGGUGCAGAGAGCCUCUUCCAGCUGUGAUCCUGCAGGAAAGUUGAUUUAUUCACAUUUUUAAAACAUCACUAUGAAAGCCCAGAGAGGCCAUGUAUUUUUAAUAUUUUUCUUACACGUUAUGACAACUUGUUAUCUCGUGAGAAUUACUUGUUUUUUCAAGAUAACAAGUUGUUUUUUUUACAUGGCCUCUCUGGGCUUCUGAACAUUACCAAUAUAGUGCAUUAACAUAGAAGGCCAUGGUUGUCUGUUGUUUCCUUUUAAGAAGUAAUAUUUUGUAAUGGCUUGCAUUUCUCCUGAAACAUUUUAUUGGGGUUUAAAAAAAGAGAGUAGUGGGUGCCGGAUUACACAAUCAAACACCCCAAAUAGACUUUAUCAUAUUAAAAGAAAUUUAAAGAUAAAUGGGGAAAUUAACAGUGUCAUCAAACAAAACAGUCAAUUAGGACUGUUUGAUAUGGUCUUUUCCGUGUGAAGGUUUAUAUUGAAUCCCUACUAAUAAACUAGUUAAUUAAAACGUAAAACAGUGGCCAAGUCACAGAAUCCUUAAGAGUGCCCCAUCCCUCCCCAUCAUGCAAAUCAAAUUGGAGAUCUUAAAGUAUAUCCGUUACUAUAUUGAAAUGUUUGGCGAACAAAAGUUAUGGGUGUCUAAGUAUUGUAUGUGGGGUUUAUUGAGAAACCUUGCGUUCCUUAUGUAAACAGAUAUGCUUACUUAGUUUGGCAUAGCACCAGGGUUAUCAGACAUAAUCUAGCCAUGAAGAAUGGCCUUCAUUCUAGAGUUUCUUGGCGCAAUGUGAUGGAAAAUAUCAAAGAUGGACAGCUUCAGUGACACGGCAUUGCAGUUUUAUUACAAAUUCACAUGCCAGGGCUCCUCAAGUCACUUACGAGGAUCACAUUUGAAACAAUUAGUUAAUUGACUGCUUUCUGAGCAGCCCCACCGUAUUUGGGGUUAUCAAACGCAGAGUGGAAUAUAUUCUAGAUAAAAUACAUAUACCCUGGGACUUUGAUAAUUAAACAAAAAAAAAUUUCUUGCACUUUAAUCUCCACAUAUGGGCACAGGGGCAGUGUUCCCUGUAAGCAUAUAUCUGUGACUAGUCCAGCAUGUAUGCUGCUGAGAAGACGGUCUUUAUAACAAACACAUCUGAUGACUCUUUUAAACUUCCUUGAAGGACACGUGCAGAGCAAGCCUUUAUUAAAACCACUGAAAGCCAUAAUGCUAUAUUUAUAGGUGAAGCAUAUCAUUUUACAAACAUUUUAUAAACAAAAAAAGAAAGGAAUACCGUACACUUAUUAAAAUCCUGGUGCAACCAGACCUGGGGUUGGCUACCCCUCCUGUGAUAGUUGAACAAACAUUGUAGUCCAGGCACUCAAGGAUCAGUUCAGCAGGUUUAUUGGAACAGAGUGCAACGUUUCGACCCCACAAGGGAUCUUUCUCAAGCUCAGAGAUUGAAACGUUGCAAUCUGUUCCAAUAAACCUGCUGAAUUGAUUGCCUGGACUACAAUUUUUGUUCAACUUUACAAACAUUUCAAGCAGGUAAGUGUUACAAUAUGUUACUCGCCCACUCAGAGGAGUGGGGGGCGGGGCAGUCACCUAAACAGACACACUCACUGACAGGCACACACACACUUGCUGAUUUGACACACACUAACAAACACACACUCACUGACAGGCACACACGCACACACACUGACACUGUUACAGGCAUACUGACACACACACACAGGCAUACUGGCUGACAAACACACACACACACACACACACACACACAAACUGGCACACACAGAUAUACUAACACACAUAAAGAGACAUACUGACACACACAGACAUACACACACACACACAAACGUUACACUUUUAAAGCCAGUAGACAGGGGCUGAGCAAGGGGACAGGACUGUAGUGGGGGGUAUGAGCUGUAGUUAGGGGUUAGGAAAUGUAGUGGGGGGAUAGGGGCUGAAGUAGGUUGAUGGCUACAAUUUGGGAAAGGGGUUGUGGUGUGAGUGAUAUGGGUUGCAAUUGGGGGAGAGGAGCGUAGUGGGGAUGUUGUGAGGGCUGUGGUGGGGGGGCAUGGGGCUGAGGGAGGGGAACAUGGGCUGAGGAAAGGAGAACAUGGGCUGAGGGAGGGGGACAGGGGCAGAGGAAAGGGGAACAUGGGCUGAGGAAAGGAGAACAUGGGUUAGGGAGGGGAACAGGGGCCGAGGAAAGGAGAACAUGGGUGAGGGAGGGGGACAGGGGCCGAGGAAAGGGGAACAUGGGCUAAGGAAAGGAAAACACGGGCUGAGGGAGGGGACAGGGGCUGAGGAAAGGGGAACAUGGGCUGAGGGAGGGGGACAGGGGCCGAGGAAAGGAGAACAUGGGCUGAGGGAGGGGGAACAUGGGCUGAGGGAGGGAACACUGGGGCUGAGGAAAGGGGAACAUGGGCUGAGGGAGGGGGAACAUGGGCUGAGGGAGGGGGCAGGGGCUGAGGAUGGGGACAGAGGCUGAGGAGGGGGAUAAAAACAAAACUAAAGUGUCUUCCCCCCUCCCUGAGUCUUACAUUAGACCAGGGAGGGGUGGGCAGGAGCUAGGAGCCUGCAUCCAGCAGCCAGUGAAGUCGGCCUCUCCUGAUGAUGUCAGGAGGAGGGGGCGUGACUUCCUCUGCUCUUCUCCCAGACUCCGCAGCUGACAUCAUCAGGAGAGGCCGGCCGACUUCCCUAUCUGCAAGGAGAAAGAGGUCCCAGCCAGAGGCAGGGCCAGAGUCAGAGGCAGGGGAUUCAGAUUUUUCUUUUUUUUUUCUGGAUUUAAGGCGGCCUGGGGGGAAUUGCCCCCGGCCCACUCUGGAAAGCAAACAAUCUAAGUGUUUUUGUUUUGUUUUUUUAAUGUAAAUAAAUUUGUUUCCCCUAAUGUUCCCUACACAGCUACAGCAUCAAGAAUGAUUCUAGAAAAUGGCUUUCUGUCAAAGAGCAUUCUGGGAAGAUCCACCUGCUCCAUGCUAUAGACAGAGAGGUGUCAGAUGAGACAUACACUGUACAGGUUGUGGUGACAGAGGAAGGUAUGUUACACAUGUGGUAAAGCUCAUCAUUUAUUUUGUAUCCUCAGUUAAAUGUACUAUUUACAGUGUCACAAUGAUGAACCAAAGGAAGGUAUAAAAAAAACACAUGCAACCAAUCUUAAAUGCAUGAUGUUUUACUGUAACACAUAUACUUUUAUCUUGGCUUAAUGAGAUUUUUGGUUUAUGGAGAAAUAGAGGGCUUAGUGUAAAAAGGAGACACUGAAAAUGCAUAUAUUUUUGUAAUGCAUAUAAUUAUUUGUCUCAAAAAAAUGUACGUUUGCUAAAUUUGCACAAAUAUUUCCUAAUACCUAAAACUUUAGCUUUUUUUUUUAGCUGCAGAAACCGACCACUACCACUAGUAAAUAUCCAUUCCCUUUUGUUCAGACGUUCAUUCCUUGUAGUAAGGCAACUUUUUGUGCCCAAUGACGGGACAUAAAUUCAGAGUGUUUUGGGGGGGUUUUCACUCUGAUUUCUGCAUAUAAAACGGGUAGAGCUCGAAAAGAGUUGGGCAGCAGGAACUUUGACACUGUGUGAAACUCAUCUAGCCAAAGGCAACUCAUCCAAGGCAUCUGGAAUUAGUAUUCUGUGUAUGCUGCCACAAAAAUUGCACAAAACUGAUAUUGCAAGCCAGGAAGAGAGUCAUCUAGGCAAGUGAUUGACAGCUCAGGGAGGAGGUCCUACACAUAGGAAAAAUGCUAUUUAUCUCUGCAGUUUAGCUUUUUUUAAGGCUUAAUGGAUAGGAUCUAUGCAACAAAAUCACUUCUGCAAGAUGAAGUGAUUUAUGGUGCUCUAGAGUAACCCUUUACGUCUGUAUGGAGCUGCAGAGUUAAUUCAUUGAAGAAUGGUAGGUUUCAAGGUUCUGUUAGUGGAGAACUGGAAGAGUGAGACUCUGGAGAGAUGCAUAGUCCAGUGUUUAGUCAAUGGGGGGCUUCAGAUUUCAGUGUUUAGUCAAUGAUCAACUGCGAAGCUCAGUGUUCAGUCAUGCGAGAGCUGCGGGGUUCAGUGUCCAGUCUGUGAAAAGGUGCAAGUUUCAGUGUUCAGUCUAUGUAGAGCUGCAGGGAUCAAUCUGCAGAGAGCUGCAGGGUUUAGCAUUCAGUCUGAAUAGAGCUACAGAGUUCUAGCUAGUAGCUAACAGAUGCCUGUCUUGUGCUAUCUCACCAUUUUUAGUACAUGUGCAUCAUUCAUUUAAUGCAGUUAUACAAAAAAUAGGAAGUCUAUUUUUGAGGAGCUAUGUGUGAGUCACUCCUUGACCUGCACCUUCAUGAUUUUCAGAAAUAAAGACUUAGCGUUAACUCUCCAACAUCCAGUGAAGUCUAAAAAGCAUUGCUGAAGUGUGUAUUACUGAACGAGCAUGCCUGGAAAGGGUUAAGUUAUAUAUUGUCUGUAAUUUGUGCAAUCAAGCAGGGGUUAGUGCCCUAAAAUCAUUUUAAGUGUAUCUUCUGAUUAUUUGUCCUUGCUGCUGCUGGAGAUGAGUCACAGGUUACAGAUGAUGUCAGAUCAUUCAGAGACCACUCAUUUAAACGAUGUUUUUAAAAAAAUAUAUAUUUUCAUUCAAUACCUUGGUCGUGAGCGACAGUAAGCUGUUUUUUUUUUAUAGUGAAUGGAGAGAUAUAGCAUUAGACUUGCCGAUAGCCGAAAAUAACAGGAACCAAUUGAGUCAUCUCCAACUUUGUACUUUCCCCAACUGCCUGAUUGAAAUUCCGGAAAUCUAUUGUGACUACCCCAUCCUCCUGCAUUGUAGUGGUUAUGGUAUUUGGAAUGUUUAUUUCAUUUUAGAUAUAUUAACCCACCUAAAUACAACAGAUUGUUGUGCAGUAUAACAAAUAAUAGAAAGUAGGAUAAGUGCUAAAAGGCAACUAUACGUAGAACUGUAAGCAGGUAGCAAACAUUGGUAGUAAGGGAUACCCUCACCUCCUUACUGAUUAAUAUAAAGCAAGAUAAUACAAAAUAUAUGUACAGGUUGCACCAAAAUAAAAAGACCAAUAGAAUAUCAGGUGCUUGGAGUAUUCUUUACUUGUAAAUUGUCCAGGCUUCUGAUGGUGGCAGGUAUAUGUAAUAAGGCAGAAAGAUAACUGGUAAUGGUGCAGAGUAUCUAGUACCAAGUGCAGAACAAACAACAAAGAGGUCUGUGUUGUAGGACUCACAUUUAGUAGAGCUAAAAAGAGCUAAAAAAAACAGCUCUGAGUAUAACAGCAUGCAGCGGUACAAUUCCCACUGACGGAUAUGUUGCUCUAGGAGUCAGUCACUCGGCAUGUAGGUGGAUAUAUACAAAGAUACAAAAGGUAAAAAGUAGUGCUAUCUGUAAAACUGUAUAUUAAUAAUUAUAAAGGGAAAAGUAAUCGACUCACAUCUGAUGGAACAAUAUACACUUGCUCAAGUAUUAACUCUUGGGUGAUACAAUCCCCACCAGGGAUAUAAUAUAGAGCAGUUCCUCCAAAGUGUAAUUCUUGACAGGAUACAGGUAGCAGGUAGAUAUAAUCAGGGCUGAUGCAAGAAUAUCUGUCACCAUAAGCAAAUAACUAUUUUGCCGCCUCCUCAUGUCACUCACUCACUGACAGACACACACACUGACAGACAUUCACUGACAUACACACACAGGCAGACACUCACUGACAGACAGACACACACACACACUGACAUACAUACACUCACUCACUGACACACACACACACACACAUUUACUGACACACACACAGACACCUACUAACAGACAUACAGUCACUCACUGUCAUGACGCGGCUCUCUGACACUACUUAGAGAGACCGCGCCAAAGACAAUCCGCUUGGUGAUUUUGGGACCUACUUCCGGGUAUAGAUGCCGGCUCCACAAGCUCUCUCACAUGCUUCCUAAACCUUUGACUUAGUAAACGGAUUAUGCUUCUUCCACUAGAGGAUUACUGGAGAACGGACACUUUACCAUUUAUCAAGUGGAAUCUAAUACUGAUCUCUUGGAGGACAACUCACAUUAAUCUUAAGUAUAACUUCCAAUCUAUUUUCUGCAAUCAGUUAUUAAUGAACUGUUAUUUGCUUGCUCAAAUCUUCUCUGCUGCAAACUACUAAUUAUACUGAGGAUAACUCCCAUCAAGCUUAACCACUAUGAACUGUUUCUUGCUUUGCAAUUAUCCUCUGCUAUCUGUAUACUAAUUCUAUUGAAGAUUAUUCCUAUUAACCCAAGAAUAUUAUUUCUGAGGAAAUACUUAUUAAUGAACUUUGUAUUGUCUGCUAUAACCACCAAUUUCUUCUAAUUGAAUUAUUACCUAUAUGCUAUUCACUUAAGUUUAUCACAAUCAUUAAAACUUUGUUUGAUUCUCUAAUUGCCGGCAAGCCUCUCUUUUCUUAAAGCUACAGUAUUGAUAAUUUAAAGAUUCUCCGUUUCAUUACUAUUGUAAUUAAGGAGUUCUACAAGCUGCAGUUGAGUUCCAAUUCUAAAAAACAAUUGUAGCAUAACACUAACUGACAGACACACAAACCUACACUCACUGACUGACACACAGAAACUUACUCGCUGGCAGACAUUCACUCACACUCACACUCACACACAAAGACACUCACACAGACAUACACUCACUCACUCACUGACAGACACACACACUGACAGACAUUCACUGACAUACACACACAGGCAGACACUCACUGACAGACAGACACACACACACACUGACAUACAUACACUCACUCACUGACAGACACACACACACACACAGGCAGACACUCACUGACAGACACACUCACUGACAGUCAGGGCCGUCUUUAACGCGGGGCAAACGGGGCAGCUGCCCCGGGCCCAGUUUCUCUUGGGGGGCCCGAGGCACCUGCCCCGUGGGCCCCGCUGACCCGGGCGGGCGGGUGGCCGGUCGGGCAGGAAGGCGGGCGCGCGAGGGAGCACUCAGUGCUUCCUCUUCAGCUCCCUCGCGCACCGCACUGAUGCCGGAGCCGGAAGAUGACGUCAUCUUCCGGCACCGGCAUCCCUACGCGGCGCGCUAGAGGGAGCUGAAGAGGAAGCACAUGGGGGAAAGUGCUCCCUCGCGCGCCUGCCGCCCAGACAGCCCGCCCACCCAGUGACCUGCCGCCCAGUAGCCCAGCAGCACCACCACUGGACCCCAGAGAAUCCCCCCAGCACUCCAAAAGGUAAGGAGGCUGGGGGGAUUAAAUUUGAAAAAAAAAAAUGUGUGUUUGUGUGUAUGUGUGUGUUAGUGUAUGUGUGUUUGUGUGUUUGUGUAUGUGUGUGUGUGUGUUUGUUUGUGUGUGUUAGUGUUUGUGUGUUAGGGUAUGUGUGUGUUUGUGUGUGUUAGUGUGUGUGUGUUUGUGUGUGUUAGUGUAUGUGUUUGUGUGUUAGUGUAUGUGUGUGUUAGUGUAUGUAUGUGUGUGUAUGUAUGUGUGUGUUUAUGUGUGUUAGUGUGUGUGUUUGUGUGUUUGUUUGUGUAUGUGUGUGUUAGUGUGUGUGUGUUUGUGUGUUAGUGUAUGUGUAUGUGUGUGUUUGUUUGUGUGUGUUAGUGUUUGUGUGUUAGUGUAUGUGUGUGUGUUUGUGUGUGUUAGUGUGUGUGUGUUUGUGUGUGUUAGUGUGUGUGUUAGUGUAUGUGUGUGUUAGUGUAUGUAUGUGUGUGUAUGUAUGUGUGUGUUUAUGUGUGUUAGUGUGUGUGUUUGUGUGUUAGUGUAUGUGUGUUAGUGUGUGUGUUUGUGUAUGUGUGUUAGUGUGUGUGUAUGUGUGUGUUAGUGUAUGUGUGUUAGUGUAUGUGUGUUAGUGUGUGUGUUUGUGUGUUAGUGUAUCUGUGUGUUAGUGUAUCUGUGUGUUAGUGUAUGUGUGUGUGUCAGCAUGUCUGUGUGUGUGUCAGCAUGUCUGUGUGUGUGUGUCAGUAUGUCUGUCUGUCUAUGUGUCAGUAUAUAUGUGUGUGUAUAUCUGUGUGUGUCGGUAUGUGUAUGUGUCAGUAUGUCUGUCAGUGCGUCAGUAUGUCUGUUAGUGCAUGUGUAUGCAUGUGUCAGUAUAUCUGUCUGUGUGCCAGUAUGUCUGUGUGUGUGUGUGUCAGUAUAUCAGUCUGUGUGUGUCAGUGUAUGUGCCUGUGUGUGUGUCAGUAUUUCUCAGUGUAUGUGGGUGUCAGUAUAUCUGUCAGUGUGUGGGUGUCAGUAUUUCUGUCAGUGUAUGUGUGUCAGUAUGUUGAUCAGUGUAUGUGUCUGUGUGUGUGUGUCAGUAUGUCGGUAUAUGUGUCUGUGUGUCAGUAUGUUUGUAUAUGUGCCUGUGUCAGUAUGUCUGUCAGUACGUCUACCAGUGUAUGUGUCUGUGUGUGUGUCAAUAUAUGUACCUGUGUCAGUGUGUCUGUCAGUGUAUGUGCCUGUUUAUCUGUAUGUAGUCAGUGUAUGUAUCUGUGUAUCUGCUUGUGCGUCAGAGUGUGUACCUGUGCAUCUGAGCCGCAACUUUAAAUACAAAUACACCCCUCCAUUCAAACUUCAACACUACAUAUAAAACACACUCCUGCAUUGAAACGUCAACACUACAUACAAGCACACUCCUACAUUCAAAAACAAACACUACACAUAAAUGCACACUUGCAUUCAAACUCCAGUACCACAUACAAACACAUUCACACAAACAUACUCCAUACAAACACAUGCUUACAUUCAAACAUACUAACAUGGCUCAGUGCUAAAUACAACCCUGCAAGCAUGGGAAAUUGGUAGAGUCCCAGCUGUCAAAGCAUUGUUGGAGUUGCACGACAGAUGGGGUUCUACCUUUAGUCCAACCUUGCAAUUGGGGGUCCCAAUAAAAUUCAUUCUACUUUAGUACCGCCACUGCGUUGGGAUGGAUGCCGUGAUUGCAUACCAGGGAGUGAGGGGCGAGAGCGGCAGGGCACAGGGGGCCCAAGCAAACACUUGCCUAGGGUCUAUUCGUUAUUAAAGACGGCCCUGCUGACAGUCAAUCACUCACAGGCCUGGGGUCCAGUGUGGGGCAGCUCCUCACUCCUCCUGCCUGCUCUUUAGUAUGCCAGGGCCGGAAUGAUGUCAGCAUCAGUGAGUGCAAAGGAGGAGUGAGAAGCUGCAAGAACAGCCUCCCUCGUCGCCUGGCUUCUCCUUCCCCCUCUCCUCCCGACGGUUACAGGCAUUUGUUGGCAGAGCAGGCACCUGCCAUCAAGUGCCUGCUCUGCCUUACCAAGCACAGCUUCGGGGCACCCUGAGGUGGCCAGAUGGCGCUCCCCCCCUUUAGGAUCGGCCUGGCGCUGCCGCCCAAGACAGGGGCAAGCAGCCCACCAUGAAACAUCCCGGUGGGCGCCCCUUUCCAUAUUCUGCCGUUUUGGUACUAGUCAUAGUUCUACAAUAUCCUUGCAAAAGCACAAGCUUUUCUUUUACUGUAACUUGUCUUUCUGUGCCUUGCUGAGGAGGUUCAAUCCAGCUGUUAACCCCCUCCCAAAUCCCUAUCCAGAUGGACAAUCAACAAAACUAAAACUCAGAUUGUUUGCCUUCUGAUUAGAAUGCUCGAAGCAGCUUCUCCUCAUAUUUGUUUUUUUUUUCCUUUUAAAGAACACAAAGUUUAAACACAGUCUCAAACGAAGGCAAAUAAGCUAUAAUUACUCCUGAUUGGUAUAUUGUGAGUCCUUGCAUUUAGCACUGCAUGAAAGAUGGAGACAAUUAAAUGAAUAAUGUCUUUGCGGGUUGAAUAUUCAGAAGGGAUUAUCAUAGAACACGUGUCUUGGAUCUGUUCUACAGCGUGCAAAUGUCUUCUGUCAUUCAAAACCUUAGAUAUUUAACCUUUCAGACAUGCUAAGGAGCAGUAAGUGAUGUUUCGGCUCUUGGCCGCAAUUUAUAGGGUCUCUAUACAAAGGUCAGUUUUAAAGAUGUUCUCAAUUUCUUCUCUUUUGUGGCAGUUAGAUGACCUGCAAAUAUAAAGAAUAGUGAUUUGGGAGAUUAUACCUCUCAUAAUUUCCUAGAAAUAAUUCACGUAUGGAUCCGCUCAAAUCUAGUUAUCUUGAUGGGAAAGAGUAGGUUAGUUUGCCUUCCAACCAUUAAGUUCUUGGAGCUUUCUCCAGAUAACUGGCUGUUUCAUUAUGAAUGUUCUUCUCGCAUAUCACGUCAUGAUCUCGAAACACACAGAUGUCAAGCUUAUUGUAUGCCAGAGCAUUUGUACAGUAGUAGAGUAAGAUACUGACAGACAGACAGACAGCCUUGUCAACAAGUUGGUUUUUGGACUUUGUUGGCCAACAUACCCACCUUGUAUGGUGAUAAGGUCAGAUGGAAAACAGGAACCAGAGCAGGAUCGAAAGACUCAAAAUGGAAAAUAGCAAAAUAAUCAGGUUCAAUAAACAGCUACAUAUCAAGGUAUAAAAGAUCGUCCAAGGAGUGUAUUAUGUUCUUAGCCAGCACACAGAUCACUCUAAGAUAGACAGGAAUCAAGAAGGGAUUGAAGUUGGGAGCAAGUCACAUCUGUAACAGGAUGUAGCCAUAAGGUCGACAAGAACUGGGCAGCACAGAGUCAUAUGGACUGCAAGCAAGCAGAGAGUAGUCUGAAAGACAACAUUGUAUUAGAUACAAUAAACUAUGCUUAUUACACAUCAGUAAUUUUUAAUAUAAAAAAUAUUUCACAUCUAUAAAAUCCAAAAAAUAUUUAGAAAGGGGAAUAUAAUUGAGUACAGUAUUAACUUUCUUUAGAUGUCUCAACUCAUUCCAUUAAUUUACAAAAUUGUUCGAGAAGAAGGGCGCUGGGCUAUAAUAUAGAUGGCAUGACACUGGCUCGCCCCACACGUCCCCUAUCCAGUGAAUGAGAGGUAGAAGUACAAUAAAAGGGGGACGUGCUAUUAUCCAUCCCCACCCCCCCUCUUUAGGGUCCAGGAUCCCCAAGUCUCUAGCCACCCUCCAAUAAAUAGUCCCUAGUUACCCACUCACACUAAUAAUAGUAAAGGGGGGUCCAUAGUUCUAAUUUACGUGAAAAGAUCUAUACUUACCUUCAGAUUUCUCCUUUCUUCUACAAUAAUUGUCUUGUCUUUCUGGACUGUCGUUCUCUGUGCUGCUUACACCAGUUCCUUGGGUAGUGCCCUAUGAUUCCAAGUCUUCACUCUGGUUCUGCAUUGGUGCUUUUGCCCUGGUCUAGAACCCAGUGGAUACCCCAUUGAACAUUGGCGUUUUACAAAUAUUAAUAAUAAUAAUAGUCCCACAUUGUCUUCUUACUCUAUUUUUAGUUUUUUUUCAUUAGCACUAUUUCUCCUGUGCUUCCCUCUCCAUUACAUAUCAUGAGAGUAAAUCAAUGUAUCAGAUUAAAGAUGAGGGGAUCGCUUACACUGAUACACUGUGUGAUGAAGGCUGUAAGUAGACUUGGAAGGAAGAGAUUGCCGACAUCUUAACUAUUUCACACUCCAAGGACCAGCAGCUGCACCAGCAAGUGUUAAUCCGCAGGCCAGAUUGGUUUCUGGGCAAACUGUCUGUCAAAAGGGCAGACACAUUGUACACUGAACGCUGUGUUGUGAUUCUUGGCAAUCAAAGCGUUAAAAAGAAAAGGAGAGAAAAAAAACACACAGUUACUCAUCACACCCAUUAUAUUAGGAAUAAUUGAGGUAAUUGCAGUGGAGUUUAAAUGUAGAUCAUUGUGCAAUUAAUCUCUCCAAUCUCCCGCCUACUUUAAACGCAGCAGGAGACCUGCAGUCUCAUUGCUCAGAAACAUGUGCCUGGCGAAUGGCAUUUACCCAUGAGCACUCUAUAGCAAGCAUGUCCGAUACAUGGGCCUUACAGCCUGAGAACUGCAGUGGUUAUGGUUAUAGUUUAAUGAAAAUCCUUUGUAUGUUUCAUGGUAAAGCUCAAAGUACCAUCUGCAUGGGAUAUUCAUGGGAGAACGUGUAAACACACCUCCAAAGUGUCCCUAUUUAGGAAAGACAGUCCCUCUUUUCAAUCCUAAUGUCCCUCCUUAUUAAGAAGCUCCAUAUUGUUGGUGUGUCUGAGUGUAUAACAGAGCUCCACAGCAAUAAUACUCCCAGUAAUGUGACUUUAACCCCUUAAGGACCAAACUUCUGUAAUAAAAGGGAAUCAUGACAUGUCACACAUGUCAUGUGUCCUUAAGGGGUUAAACUACAAUAAAUGUGUUUAGAAAUCAGUUUGUGUAAAUAAGACACAUUGUUCUUGUUCUGAAUUACAUUUUAGUUUUGUAAAUUAUUAGUAAGUCAUCUAAAAUUACAUGGAACAGCCCCUACCCUGUCCACACCCCUAAAAUGAAAGUGUCCCUCUUUGUCCAUUUAAAAUGUUGGGAGGUAGUCUCAGUGUAAAUAGCGCAUGUCUUUGUCCUUAGUUAACACUGAGAUGAGUGCAUUUAUACUCAGUCUCACCAAGUAUCAAAGUAUCACCAUUCACUUGAUGCCACCUGCGCAGGAAUCCUGAAUAAUGUACGAGGUUAGACCAACGUAUCAUGGCAAGCUGUGUCCACUCAUUAUACUUACCUCAAUCCCGGAACAUUACUUGUUUGCUAUUCUUUUCUGCUACAAGUCCAUAAUUCUAGGAACAAGCUGAAUAAAAAAUCACAAUCUGCAGCUCGAGGUCAGUAUGUCAGUCCCGCUGCGGAGAUAACUUAGCGUACAUCUGGCUACACACUGGUCAGAGACCAUCGCUUUAAAACAGUAUAUAUUAAUAGAGUACCGAGUCUAUUUAAUUGGUCUGUGCCAGCACAGAGGCCCCGUGUUAUGGAUAGUGCACCAGAGCUGUAAUUUAGUAUAACUGCCUGAGGAAGCCGUCGGGCAAUGUAACUUUCCUUCCUGCUGUCUCCUCCCUGGGGCCGAGAAAGUGUGUACCGCUAGAAGGCAGCCAUUAUCAGUAUAGCUGAUAGUAUUCAUUAACACUGCCCGAUACAAUGUACACUGCCUGUCAUUAAGCUGCCCUUUAAACAUUUCUCCACCUUCUGGUCCACGAUGCCACACAAACGUUAUCCAAGGAGUAGGAAGUACCAUCAUAGUCUGAUGGUACUACGUGCUUUGGCAAUAAAAGAACGAACACCGCGUAGCUCUCAAGACUUGAUCCCUGAAUGUAGAUGACAAGUCGCGUUUGCUGCUGGGAAUUCCAAAAGUGAGUAGAUUGUCAUACACAGAUAAAAAGAAAAAAGCAGUACAGGUUCAUUAGCAAGUACACCAAUGGCUAACCUGGCACGACAGAUAUUUGUGCACCCAAUUUCCCAUGAUGCACAGUCAGCCUAUGUUAUUCACCAGCAUCUGUAGUACAAAUUCCUCUUAUAUUGCAAAUUAUAGUCUUUAAUCCUCACCAUCACUGAGCGAUCUAUCUAUCAGUCUUCUCUUAUAGAUCCAGGGGGUAGGUAUACACUUACAUUAUUUGUGCUGUGUGGACUGCACUUCAUCAAUUGAUUGACAUUACGUGAAGAUUUAGGGUUUUUUAAAAGUUACCAAACAGAUUGCCUUCAAAAAGUUUCUUAGAUUUAUACCACACAGCUCAUCCUACUCUAUGGACAAUGUUCCACUCACUUUAUAUCAUGGACUCCACUUCUUAGCUGCAUUACUGAGCUUACAGGCAGACUCCAGGAUUGUUGGAAGCGGGGCACCACCCAUGAAUGAGAACUGUCAAGGACUGACCAUAUUCUUGGAGUAUAGAUGCUGAUAUAGGGGGCUUUUUUCUCCCAUGAUAUUUGUGGGUUCUAUUUUGUUUAGUAAAUAGUGUAGAUGUUUUUACACUGUGGGAGAUGCCUCUCUUUUUUAUUUAUAAUUUGCAGACAUCUGCAGUGCCAAUGUUAGCGAUCACUGAGCUACGAUUUGUCACCCUUUUCUUGUUGUGGAGUUGUGGUGUCUUUUCUGGUCAAAGUUCAAAUAACUAAUUGAUUUUUGUUUCUUAAUGGAAUCUAUUAAGCUAAGCCAAACUGGUGAAAGGAAUGUGUUCAAAGAAAUUAAUUGUGGCUGAGUUUCAAAUAUAAUCAUCUCUCUGUUCUUAUUUAGGGGAUCAUGGUCUUUCAGCAAGUGCAGAGAUUGUGAUGCACAUCGUGGAUGUCAAUGAUAAUAUACCCUUUCUUGUGGGAGACUACUCAAAAGCAUUCUUCUGCAGUCAUAAAGUGGACACCCAGAGGAUUCUCAUCAAGGCCUAUGACCUCGAUUCAGGACAAAAUGGCGCUCCGUUCACAUUUCAAGUUGUUAAUGACCCUAAUGUACAAGUAAAAUGGAAGAUAACUCCCCUGAAUGGUACGUUGCUCCAACAAGUGUGUCUGUGGUUUUUAAAUUCUUUAUUUUCUUGAGCAUGUAGAGAUAGGUUACCUUUUUUUUGCAUUGCCACAACAGCAUUAGCAAGCCGAGUAGGAACAGUAGGUUUGACUGCAGAUGGGUAGUUUUUGUGCAUUUUACAGGCUUUAAGGACGGGUUUCUGCAGGAGCUUGCCUUGUGUGCCACCUCUCGGCAUGGUGGUCCAGCCCCCACCCCCCUCUGUGGUUUUUAAUUAAAUAGUUCCACACAAGUUCCAUAAAACUUUCUAUUGACUAAUCCUCCUAAAAACUGAGAGUAGAUUGUGGAAAUAAAUCAUCUAGACAGUAUCGACUAGACAGGUAUCCUCAUUGGAACAAAAUCAGGAAAUGUCAAAAUGCUGGGUAGAUAAUGUCCUUUUGGAUAAAUUCUCUAAAUAAUUAAAUUUGGUGAGUUAUCAAUCUGCUCCGAUUUAAAGUGGCACUGUCAACCACCUGAAAAAUGAGAUAGAAUCUUGAAAUACUCAUUUUGACCGUCUUGGAAUUUCACUGAAAUUUCAGCCCAGUCAAUAGAAAUAUAGAGACAAGUAGGGUCUACUAUGUCUCUGUUGUUCUACUCCACCUGACUUUCUUAGAUCAGGGCAGAGCUACACUGUCAAUCUUGACAGCUGUCACCAGUGACGACUGCAGGGAAUUGGCGCUGUCUAUGGAGGAUCUCAUGGCAAAGACAUCGGCUCCUGGCGGAAGAAGAGGGCAGCGCUCUUUAGGGACAGGAUCAGGUAAGUAAAUCUCACCUUUACCUUUUCCACGACCACCAGACCCCUAACGGCAAUGUCACCUCUUGGGGUCUUUGCAAAUUCUGCAAUACCCCGGAAGGUGACUGUGCCACUUUAUUCACAUCAUGUUUUUUUUUUUUUUUUUAUCAAACUUUGCCCCAGAAUUUCUUAUUCAGUACAGUUAUUAGUUCCCCACAACAGCAAUAUUUUUGUGAAUAAAUGCCUGGGUUUUGGACCGAAAUGUCAGGUAGUUCAAGAAGCUAUUAAGUAGCCGACCGUUAGCUAAGCAAUGCACUAUAUAUUAUUGUUUAUCAUUUUAAUAUAUUGUCAUGUUACUGUGUUUUUAGUGAUAAUAAUAUUGUCUCUGUUAAAGUCCCUGUUUUAAUUUUUGUAGACUCAAAAAGAAAUAAUGAUUUUGCUGUAGAUUUGAAUUUAAACAAAGAUUUAAUAAUGUGCUUGUGGAUUAAAGUGUUGGACAUUGAACGUUCAAACUUUGCUAUCGUUCAUGUACAGAUCCCUAAGUAAACUAACACCUUCUGUCUCUCUUCCUAAUAUAGAGACUCACGCUUAUUUAUUGAUGGUAAUUAGUUACCUGGAACCAAAGGUGUAUUAUGUUCCGAUAAUCGUUAGCGACAGUGGUGAACCCACUCAAAGCCAGCGUGUGCACCUCCCAGGUAACAAAACGAUUUAUCUUCUAGGAUACAAAUAGAUAUGGUCAUCUAGGGAAGUGUAUGCAUCAGAUAAGGGUCAAGGUAGUUCUUAACUUGUCGGAAAGAAGUGGAUGUGCAAACAGAAUAUCUGUAUUUUCACAAGGAUUUUUCAUGGCCUGAUAGGGGAAAUUCCAUUGAUUUCAACAUCAAUCUAUCAAAUUAUGUGCAGGUCAACCAGUUAGAUUUAAUAAUUAAUCUAUGUAACACUGCAAGGUAUUUACUGAAUGUAGACUCAUUAUUCGUGAUAUUCGUUAAAGUGUGAAUUUACAGGAAUAAACAGUGAAUCUAAAGUCAAUUUCAAAUUUCAGGCCUGAAUCCCUCCUUCCAACCCCCUCUCCCCUCAAGUUUAGAAAGGGUUAAGAAACCCUUUUAACACUUACCAGCGCCGACAUCAUCCGACAGGUGGGGCUAAGUGUGAGGAUGGCCAGCGUCAGUUAGGGACCAAAAGUCAUUUAGCCCCCAGGAAUUGCCUCUAGUGGUUUCUGAUUGACAGCCACUAGAGGCAUUCUUAGUCCUGCAAUGUAAUUAUUGCAAUUUCUCAAGUGGGACUGGAACACUGCCCCCAGACCACUUCAAUGAGAUGAAGUGGUCUGGUUGACUAUAGUGUCCCUUUAAUAAAUAACUGCCAGAGAUUGGGAAAUAGCUGAAAGUGGAAAAUUGUCUAAAUGUUUGCAUCUCAGAUUACGCCACUGCUUACAGAAUAAUCACCAAACUAAGUGUCAAGCCAUCAAAUAGAAAUUAAGACGUUCCCUGUCCAUGCGCAACGUUUAUAUUUAAGCUCUGCUUUUCCCUGGUCUAUUUUGAGUGUGUCCAUGCCAUGCAAGGCAGUGCACAUCUGCAAGCCUCUCUCACACUUUUAUCUGCAAUUAUUUUGUGGCGUGAUAUGAUCAACUGGAUUACCUGAGGGUUCAGCCACGUCCUGCUGUGGGGAGGGCUUAAUGCAGAAGCUGCAAAUGCUGCGAAUUUACAGGAGAUGCGAAAACUUGCAAGGUUAGUAUUACUAUUUGUUUUAACGCAUUAUUCCUAUAAUGGAUUUCCAGCCCGACCUGUGAACUGUUUGGGAAAAUGCAGCCUUUAGCUGACCAUAAAAUGGACAACCAGAAAUUGAGCAAAGAAAAAAGUCAACUAUGAUCUUUAGUUGGUUCCUUUAAAAAAACAAAAAAACUAGACAAAUGAAAUAAUAAUGGGGGUAGGAAGGGGAUUUCUGCAUGUAAAACUAUUGAUGUGGCUGUAACCAUUUCUUCCAGCCCUGUCCAUCUGGCUGCUGCUUCUAUUUUAAGCGUGUUAUGAGUGAUAGGGUGAGCUAUGUGUGUUUAUUUUUUCAGCAGAGUAAUGGUGUGUGCCAGACACACACAGUAUCUUGGGAGAGCUACAAAAGGCAGACGGAGACACACAUGGCUAAUUUUAGUUGUGACUGCUACAGGGGAUUGUUGCCAAAUUGCCAUCAUGGGCAAUUGAAUUGGCAGAUGGAUGUACCAUGGUGUUUGUUAGCAAUUGUGUUCUAGCAUUUAACACUCUGAGCGCCAGAGGCAAGAACGCAGCUAGGCCUUGAAUUCGGAAGGUUACUGUUUAUAUUCAGAUUGCAUUAUUUCAUCUUCUCUGAGUCAGAGAUUAAACAGUUUAUGCAGACGUAUCAUUAGGACAAACUGCUUUGUGGUAGAGUUACCACAGCAACCACAUACAUCACCGCAUCCUCCAGAGCUACUAAGAAGCAAUGCUGGGUACAUAGCCAGGCCAGAGUUUCAUUUUGCCCACUAUGUGCUGAUUAUAUCAUUGCAGGUUAAAGAUAAACACAGAGUCAGUAACAAAGCCAAGGGCAGUACCAGAAGAUAACACAAUAGAUCAAGGAAUGCGCUAAAGGGUACUUGGACAGAAACCACAAUAAGGCACAAUGUACAGGGCUAGGGAGGUUUAAAUAUCUUUAAGUUACUUGUGAUUGGUCAAUAUCAAGCCUGCUUCCCCCAAACAUGGGUUGCCGUGCCAGAAUGACGCGGACCAACGAGAGUCUGAACCUACCUGGGGCUCCGAGCAGAGCUUAUAAUUAUAUGCCGCGGGCCGCACGAGCGGAGGCUCAAGAGGAGGACUCCGGCUGGCUCAUGGAUCUGGUAAGUACCGCUACAGCAAGUGAGCUUCUCCUUCCAUAGUACCCCCUGCAGUUAUGCACAUUCAGUGCACCCAGAUCCGCUGCAUGAAUGAGGCCAUCAGAAUUUGCAUCCCAUGCCAAACUGUGCCAGGACAGCUUCAUAAAUUAAGUGAACUGGAAAAAAAGGUCAAAUAAUUUAAAAUAAUUUUAACUGUUGUAUAGGCAAAACACAACAUGUUAGUUCCUCUUUGAUCACAAUCCCCAUAACAGGUCUUUAUUAAUUCUAUACAGCCUACAUUUUAUACCUUGGGCGUCUACUCACUAUAAGCCAAGUGUUAAUUGAAAAAAACCCAAAGCCUCUUAGAAGAAAAGGACUUCAUUAUUUCCCACAAUUCCCUAGUGAACAACACAUUCUACUCUGGUUUUAUUAUUUUAAAAUCAAAGAGGAUAAACUUGUAAUAACUCCUUGGUUUUUUUCACACCCCCUGCAUUAUAAUCCUCCUUGAAUACAGCUGAUUUCAAAUGGAACCAUUUUAAUUUUCGAUUUGGAAUCGGUAAAAUUGUAUUCAGGCAGCUUUGCUUCUGUCCAAUUAUGUCUUAAACCUUUUCUGCAAACCAAGACUCCUGCAGAUCCAAAUGCAGACAGUUUAGAUUAAGCUAAGAUUUGGAUGUGUGUUGCCAUUUAUUGUGAACAAAGAUACAAUUUAUUUCUUAUGUAAAGUGUUAAAAUGUUUUGUCAAAUAAUAUUUAUUGAGAUUAACAAAUAUAUGCUGCAAACUGUUCUUUAGUUACUAAUUAUUUCUCAAAAACUAGAUACACAGUACAAUAAAAUACACCUUGGCAGAGUUUUAUGAAAAUGUUGCUUAAAGAAAUGCGAAGGGGUGCGGGGCUUGAUUGGCGUGAUGAGCGGUUGCACUUUGGUUGAGCCCCAGGAGGCCUGUUGAAUCUUAACCCUUUUUGAUGACUUUCUGAUCUCUUAACUUAAUCCUGAUAACUCUGCUGACAUCCUGCAAUCCUGUGGUCCUACACUCUGCACUUGUCUGUGAGAGCUCUGCUCCAUUUUGUCAGCUUUCUGCUGUGGCAAUCCUGCGGCCUACUUGGCGACAUGGACAUGAGGCAGGUGGCCGACCUCUCUGUCCUCCAUAUAUUAGAUGGUGGAAUCCUCAAUGGAAUAUCCCAUUUCCCUCCCUUGCAAGUGAGGGUUUACUGGCAUUUCCAGCUACCAACCCUCAACUAGGACUUACCUGAGUGCACACAGAGAGGGCGUCUUAUAUGUGCCCAACAUGUAGGCUGGGCACGAGUCCAUAAAUUCCAUGGCUCAUGGGAGGCCUGCACAGCUUCAGCAAGAUUCCCUGGUGGCAUUUGACCGCUUAUGUGCUGUUAUCUGAGAUUGACUGUAACUCUGCAGAGGUUCAGGUGUCCAUGAGCACCCCAGAUUGAGGCGAGUAUCUCAAAUAGCAACUGGGAGGAAGACUGAUACUCAAAUUGUGCUGGAUAAACCUGCGGGUCCUUUGGUUUGCUGGUCCAAGUUGGGGCCACGUCUCUUUCCUCUCACAUGUCCAGGGUUCAGGGAGAUCCAACCUGGAUCAUUAUAAGAAAACUUAGUGUCACAAAAGUGUCCAGGUGCUGUCUUACCUUUUCACUUCCUUCUUACCAUUUUUCCAAUAAUUUAAACCUGAAGUUGAUCCUAAGGCACCUGACACCUGGCACAGCUGCCUCCAGCUUCCUUCCUGAAGACAAAUUAAUGGCUUUUUCCAAUAUGAGCCAAAAGUCGGUUAUCAGUCCAUGCAACUCACUGUUUAGUGAAUAAUGCCCCUAGUAUUGACAUUUGCUUAACUAUUUCAGUCCAGAGUGCAGACAAAUAGCUGUUUUAUCUCCCCUGACUGGUUCCAUUAAUAUUUUUGUUGAUUUUCUAUUUACAGUACAUUGUAAGUGGUUUUCCCACAAUGCCCCCUGUGGAGAAGCCCUAAAGCUCUAUUCUCGGUCAUCUGUCUUCAUUUAAACAUCUAUUUGAGAAGGAAUAAAAGUCUUUGCUCUAACCACUCGAUUGCCAGGGUUUAAUGUGUAGCUAACCUCAUUUUCAGAGAAAGAGUUAAGGCUCGUUCUAGAAUUUGGCAGUGUUACAGAAAGCGUAGGGAUGUCAGCCUAUUUUUGGCCAGAGUGGAUUCUGUCAGGGUGCCAUUGUUUAUUGGCUAUUUCUUUGGGGCUAUAAAUUCAGGUUACUAAAAUACAAGUUUAAAAUAUAGUGAACUUCAUUUUAUUAUAGAGGGACUGUAUGUGUGCGUGCAUGUUUGUCUACGUGUGUAUAUAUACAUAUUAAAUAUAAAUAUAUACGCUGUAAUAGUUUGAUAUAUAUAUGAUAUACACACACACACACAUAACAUUUCUUUACAAUCCUUCUAUAUUUAAUGUUGUUGUUAAUCUUUAAAUCAUAUCCAGCCAGGAGUGCUAUGUGAUGUUCAGAUUGGUCCUUGCUGUAAGUUGUUGUAUAACAGAAUUAAUAUACACUUCUCAGAGAAGGAAGAUGCAGACAAUUUUUUUCUUUCUAAAUGUAUUCUGUUUUAUUAUAAUUGCGGCGGUAAAGUAAUUGAUGAUUACUAGAUUAAAAAAAAUAAGACCUUAUUCUAUAUUAAAGGACCACUCUAGGCACCCAGACCACUUCAGCUUAAUGAAGUGGUCUGGGUGCCAGGUCCAGCUAGGGUUAACCCAUUUUUUCAUAAACAUAGCAGUUUCAGAGAAACUGCUAUGUUUAUGAAUGGGUUAAGCCUUCCCCCUAAUCCUCUAGUGGCUGUCUCAUUGACAGCCACUAGAGGCGCUUGCGUGCUUCUCACUGUGAUUUUCACAGUGAGAGCAUGCAAGCGUCCAUAGGAAAGCAUUAUGAAUGCUUUCCUAUGUGACCGGCUGAAUGCGCGCGCAGCUUUUGCCGCACGUGCGCAUUCAGCCCAGGAGGAGGAACGGAGGAGGAUUGGAGGAGGAGAGCUCCCCGCCCAGCGCUGGAAAAAGGUAAGUUUAAACCCCUUUUCCCCUUCCAGAGCCGGGCGGGAGGGGGCCCCUGAGGGUGGGGGCACCCUCAGGGCACUAUAGUGCCAGGAAAACGAGUAUGUUUUCCUGGCACUAUAGUGGUCCUUUAAAGCAACAAUGUCAGGCAUAAUUCCCUAACUUCCAUUAAAUCUUCUUUUAUUUAUGUCUCUCGUUACUGGCUUCUUUUCUACUUUUCUCAUCUGUUUCUCCUAAAAUACAUAAGACAAAGCAGGGACUACUUUGCCUAAUGUAUGUUUACUAGGCCUGACAAAACUCAACAAAAGGCUGAGUAAUGUUUUGUUAUGUCCCCCAGCCGUCACUAGUGAUGGCUGUGGGGGAAAAAAGACAAUGUCCACUGAGGCUCCGGCUGUCUCGUGGGAUCCUCCAUAAAACCUCAGUGCUGUACUCCUGUGCAUGCGCAAGAUCACAGUACUGACGUGGCUCCCGGAAGAAGAAAUUUCAAGAGUUGAAGAGGAUCUACUGGAUGCUGAUGUUGGCGGCUGGAAGAGCCAGCUUCAGGUAAGUAGAACUGUGCCAUCAGUGGGGAAACAAAAAUAAGGUAUGCUAGAAAGUGGAUAGUGAAACAGUUUGCUAAUUCAUAAAAGCGCAGUAUAAGUGGAACAUGUGCUGCAGUUCAAAGAGCUGUCUUUGGGUUUUACCCUUAUACAGUGAAUUGUAGUGAAUUGAAAGCCAAACAGAGAAAUUGAGAAUAAAAUAGCCAAGCUGUGAUCAUAGCCGAGUUGGUCGACGUUUCUAAAUCGACUAUUUUGGCUUUCAGUAUGCUACAGUUUGGUGUUUAGGGAAUAAACCCUUGAAUGGAGUGGCUCUCCAUUCAUCACCUGUGAAUUUUCGUGAAACUACAUUAAAAUCCUGCCAUAGGAAGCGUUUUUGUGCUUUUACCGGGUUAUUCGAUAGAGUGAGAAUUUGCAGGAAUUCAAAGGGUAUUUCAAAUUUAAGGUCAAUAACUGACCUGGAAACAUUGGUAACUUGGAGAAUUGAUGCAGUUUGGUUAUUGGGGCCAUAAAUGGGAAAUACAAUUUGAAUUCCAGACAAUUCUCAGUUUGUAGUUCAGUUUCCAAACCAAUGAGAGCCCUAGUGAAAAGCCCUUCGGUUUGAUAUGGUUAAUUGAACUGAUAGCAUUAAUCAUAUGCGACCUAUAGGAUCCAUUAUUGCUAAUUCUCCACCUUUUGACCCCUCAGUCAGCGUGUGCCAAUGCGGCUCCAGUAACCAAUGCAUUGGGGAAGUGAACAAGAUGGAAAAUAUGCCAACGGUUUCAACGGCUAUGGGCACUCUUUUUGGGACUUUGGGAGCCAUAGGUAUGUACUAAAAUAAGUGAAGAAUUAAGGCAACCUGUAUAUUCUGCUUAAAGAUAUAUAUUUUUUGAGAUUUGAGAUGUCACCCAUGUAACCAGGCAGCUGCCAUCAGAAAUGUGGGUAACCCUUGCAAGGCUCAAGUAUUGGACCCCAGGACCCGCCCUGAAGUCUACCCACAAAGCUCACAGAGAGUGAAGUGUAUGUGUGUUGGGGAUGUGUUGUGUGCUGUUGUAGAGGAUGUAAUGUGUGUGUUUAUGGAAUGUAGUGUAUAGGGAAAUCAGUUUCUGUAGGAGAUGUAUUGUAUGUAUAGGGGAUGCAAUGUGUGUGUAUAGGGAAUCCAGCUCAUGUAGCGGAUUUAGUGUAUUUAUAGGGAAUACAGUUUGUGUAGGGGAUGUUGUGUGUGUGUGUGUGUGUAUAUAGGGCAUGCAAUGUGUGUGUAUAGGUAAUCCAGAUCAUGUAGCUGAUUUGGUGUGUAUAUAGGGAAUACAGUUUGUGUAGGGGAUGUUGUCUGUGUGUGUGUGUAUUUAGGGGAUGCAAUGUGUGUGUAUAUGGAAUGCACUGUGUUUCUGUGUAAAGCAGGAAGCGUGUGUAUAUAGUGAAUGUAAUAUGUGUAUAGUGGAUACAUUGUGUAUGUUUUGUGGAUGCUGUGUAUUUGUGUGUAAGGGAUACAUGCUGUCGUUGUGUAAGGGAUGCAUUGUGUGUUUCUGUGUGUGUGUGUAUGUUUACUAUAUAUGGAAUGUUUACACAUCUGGACAUUGUUUUAGUCAAAGAUCGCAUGGUUCACGUAUAGUAUCCAUUUAAGGUGUGAAAGUAUUGUGAUCUUAUCUGCUUUAUAUUAACCCCUUAAGGACCGAGGACAGUUCAGGACCGUCAUCUGCAUUUUCCCAUUGCCACGUCCUAACGGUCCUAGUUACUUACCUGAUCAGCGUUGCUCCCAUUGUGGGGAGACUGCCUGCAGCCCAGACAGUCUCCCCAUGGCGGAUUAGGACCCCUGUGGCCAUGUGAUCGCUCAACACAGCGAUCACAUGGUCACAAUAGGUGUCCAUGUGUCUGCCUGCAGGGGGACUGCCUGUGCUGACAGGCAAUCUCCCUGCAUGUGUAAAAAUCAAAAAAUAAAAAUAAAGUUAAAGUAAAUAAAAAAAAAAAUAUAUAUAUAUAUAUAUGUGUGUAUAUAUAUAUAUAUAUAUAUAUAUAUAUAUAUAUGAUAUAUAGACAUAUGAAAUGUUAUUCUAACUGUAUUUUGAUAUAUAUAUAUAUUACAUAAAUAAUUAUAUAAAUAUACAGGUAGACUUCAAAUAUAUAAAUAUGCAUAUAUAUUUAAAUUCUACGUGCGUAUUUAUGUAAUAUUUUUACAUAAUUAAGUAAUUUUAUUAAUUGCAACUUGAGGGACCUGCCUGCCAACCCAGGCCGAAAGUCCAGAGAAUUUAAUUUGCUAGCACUGUAUUUUACCUUGUAACUUUCUAGGACACCCUAAAACCUGUACAUGGGGGGUUCCGUUUUACUUGGGAGACUUCGCUGAACACAAAUAUUAGUGAUUCAAAACAGUAAGACAUAUCACAGCGAUGAUAUUGUCAGUGAAAGUGACUUUUUCACAUUUUUCACACACAAACAGCACUUUUACUGAUGAUAUAAUUGUUGUGAUACGUUUUCCUGUUUUGAAACACUAAUAUUUGUGUUCAGCAAAGUCUCCCGGGUAUAACAGUACCCCCCAUGUACUGAUUUUAUAGCGUUUUUGAAAGUUACAGGGUCAAAUAUAUGGGUCAAAUAUUUUUACAUUGAAAAUGGCCAGGUUGGUUACAUUGACUUUGAGAGCGUAUGGUAGCCCAGGAAUGAGAAUUACCCCCAUGAUGGCAUACCAUUUGCAAAAGAAGAAAACCCAAGGUAUUGCAAAUGGGGUAUGUCCAGUCUUUUUUAGUUGCCACUUAGUCACAAACUCUGGCCAAAAUUAGCGUUCAAUUUAGCUUUUUACUUUUUUCACACACAUACAAAUAUGAAUGCUAACUUUGGCCAGUGUUUUCGACUAGGUGGCUACUAAAAAAAACUGGACGUAUCCCAGGGCCGGUGCAAGGACUUCUGUCUACACAGGCGAAGACACAUUUUGCUGCCCCCAAAAUGUAUCUUCACCUGUCUGUCUAAUAUUCCCACUUUUGCCCCUCUUACCAAUUAUUUUGCCCCUUUGCAUCUUACCACCUUUUUCUCUUGUUUUCCUUUUUUGUAUAUUGUAUCCUGUCUGGCAUUAUUUUUUACGUGCUUUGUGUCUUCAUCCUACUUUUCUUUACCCCCUUGCGUCACACACUCACUCGCUCAUACACACACACACACUGACCAUAACACACACACACUGACCAUUACACACACACACACUGCUAAUACACACACACUGGCUCUAACGCACACAGUCUCUUACACACUUGGACGGCUUAUACACACUCACCGGCUCUAACAGACACACACAAACAGUCUCUUACACACACUGCUUAUACACACUCACUAGCUGUAACACACACACAGUCUCUCACACACACACACUGCUUUACACUCACACAGUCUCUUACACACACACAGUUUAUAGACACACACACACACUAACUCUUACACACACACUACACACACACUGGCUAUAACACGCACACACACACACUAGCUCUUACAUACACACACUGGCUCUAACACACCCACAUUAACACACACACACACACACACACACACUAACUCUUACAUUCACACACUGGCUCUAACACACACACACACACACACUAACUCUUACAUUCACACACUGGCUCUAACACACACACAUUAACACACACACUAACUCUUACAUACACACACUGGCUCUAACACACACACAUUAACACACACACACACACACAUACACUGGCUCUAACACACACACUAACUCUUACACACACACACACACACACACACACUAACUCUUACAUACACACACUGGCUCUAACACACACACAUUAACACACACACAAACUCUUACACACACACACACUGGCUCUAACACGCACACACACUAACUCUUACAUACACACACUGGCUCUAACACACACACUAACUCUUACAUACACACACUGGCUCUAACACACACACUAACUCUUACACACACACACACACACACACACUAACUCUAACACACACACACACUAACUCUUACACAUACACACACACUAACUCUUACACACACACUAACUCACACACAUUAACACACACACACACACAUACACUGGCUCUAACACACACACUAACUCUUACACACACACUUACUGUUUCUUAUAGUUGAGGUCCCGCUGCACUGUUGUAGCUUUCCUCCACAGCAGUUGGCCGCCGGGAUAUGAUGUCACGUAUCCCAGCGGCCUGUAGCUCAGGAAGAGAGUUGCCGCGGUCGCUCCUCGCUGUUCCGCCCACUUCCCUCAGUGGGUGCACGUUUCUCAGCCAGUUGGGCAGAUAGCUGCAGAAAUUGACCGGCGGGAGCGGAGUUCUCCGUGCUCCCGCCAGUCACUCGGACAAUUUUUGCGCCCCUUGGGUCCGUGCGCCCUAAGGCGGCCGCUUGUGCCGCCUUAUGGUAGCGCCGGCCCUGACGUAUCCCAUAUUGAAUACCCUGGGUUGUCUACUUUAAAACAAAUAUGUACAUGUGGGGUGUUAUUCAGAGAUUUAUGACAGAUAAUAGUGUUACAAUGUCACUAUUGAUACAUUUGAAAAAAUUUAUGUUUUGGAACCGCAAUAUCCUACUUCUACCUAUAGCCCUAUAACUUGCAAAAAAAAGCAAAAAAGCACGUAAACACUGGAUAUUUUAAAACUCAGGACAAAAUUUUGAAUCUAUUUAGCAGUUUUUUUUAUUCGCUUUUGUAGAUGAGCAAAAGAUUUUUCAAGUAAAAGUAAAAAAACAGGGAUUUUUUUCAAUUUUUCAUCAUAUCUUUUUAUUUUUUUUAUUAAAUUACAUGAGAUUAUAUAAAUAAUGGUAUGUAAAGAAAGUCUUUUUUGUCCUGAAAAAAACAAUAUAUAAUUUGUAUGGGAACAGUAAAUGAGAGAGCAGAAAAUUACAGCUAAACACAAACACCACAAAAGUGUAAAAAGAGGCCUGGUCGCAAAUGUAAAACAUUGCAAAAACAGUCCAGUCCUUAAGGGGUUAAAUAAACUAUUCCUUUGUUAAAUCCUAGAUGUAGUGCUUGAAGAAACCACUCUCCAGCUCCUACAAAUUAAAAUUUGUCAAAUGUAUUUAUUUCAGUUCUCAUCCUGAUCAUAAUCUUCCUACGGCUGUCUCUCUUUGCCUCUCCCAAGAAUUUAGCGACAUCGGACUCAAUUCCUUUAAAGAACGCUGUAUGAAAAUAUCCACUCAGCUCAUCGAAAACAUACUAAUUUACUGCAUAUAUCUCCCAUUUUCCACUGCAACAACUUGUACUUCCAUUCCUGAUUUACAAAUGAACUGAACAGUAUUCUCUCUUUACCCUUCCAUAUGGUGUGGGGUCUAGUCCCUAGACAACUCAGAUCUAUGAAAUGUAAUUUGUUGAUUAUUUUCUGAAUGUUGAUUACAAAACUGGCCCAUUUCAUUUCUCUCUUUCUCUUCUUAAUAUCCACAUCUACACAAUGUGUAUUAACCCCUUAAGGACACAUGACAUGUGUGACAUGUCAUGAUUCCUUUUUAUUCCAGAAGUUUGGUCCUUAAGGGGUUAAAGUAAAUUCAAUUUCAAACAUCUAAAAUCAAAACUGGGGAAAUGUCAUAGAUAUUACAGACCUAAAAUUUUCAUGAUGUAUUCACAGCCUCGUGGGAGUUGUAGUUUAUAACGACUGGAAGCCUACCUGUUGGAGAUCUCUUUUAUAGAGGGCAAUAUUGUGUCAUUUAUUAGUUAUGGUCUUUGAAAUUUGCUCGAGGGAAACAUUUAAUAAUCUCCCCCAGGAAUAAGUAGGUUUUUAUAGAAAUGUUGAGCUAUUUUUUCUUCUUUGCUUAGAAAACUGGAGCAAGCAAUGAGCUAUGGGAAACCCCAUCAGUAGCCCUGCGGCAAUCCAUCUCGUCAAAUAAACCACCGCAGUUAACAGAUUUUCCAAUCCACGUUCACGCUAGUUUUCCAUCUGUUCCAUUUUUGACAGUGUUUUGCUUUGUAGAAAUAUUUUUCCGUAGUUUAUUCUGUGUAGAAAGUGCUUGUUUAUACCUCGCCACCCAGUUAGCUACUUGAUAAGUGAAUCACUUGCACAAUAUUUCACAUGAGGCAACAUUGGGAAGUGAUUUACAAGGGUUUUUUGAGAAGUUGUGUAAAAAAUUGUUCACGAAUAUAAAAAAAAUACCCCAGUUAAACUGUCUGUAUCUUCUUUCUCCUCGGAUUGGGGAUGAUAUAAUUAUCUCUACUUCUGAUAUAACGUAGUGGAUGGGGCACCAUCUGUAGAAUUUUAAAGUCAAACGUUUGACGAGUUUAUCUGGAUCAAGAGUUGCCAGAAGGUGGAUCUCCAGCCAGGGCAGCCAUCAGAAAUUGUGGGGCCCCUAAU